This is a messenger RNA of Xyrichtys novacula (pearly razorfish), 44986 nucleotides long. NCBI's taxonomy places the organism in Eukaryota, Metazoa, Chordata, Actinopteri, Labriformes, Labridae. The record is from the annotation of a GenBank genome assembly.
UGGCCUCAGGAUGAAUCAGGGAUGAGACGCAGGACUAACUCCUUGACACACUCGCUGAGAGACUGCACUCGCUUCUCAUGCACACUCACCCUUUGCUCAUGAGGACACUGCCGGGUUUUCAAGAAGGAAGAAUGGGGCAGUGUUUUCAGCUUGACACCCUUUCUGUUUGACUUUUUCUUUGGGGGGCUAUCAGGGGGGGAAGUUUUUUUUUUUGAACAUCACUUUCAGAAGACAGAUUGGAUACAAGGCUGCUGACAAGGCCGCCUGUUAUUUGACAUUCAAGAUGAAGAAGUUUUUGCAAAACAAAAAAGGCAGAUACUCUUUUCGGCAAAGCAAACGGGGCUCUCGGUAUCCAUCCAAAGAUUUCUGUAAGUCCUUUAUCGGCUUCAUCCACUCUGUGAAUCCUGCUGUGGCACAUCUCUAGCUUCCUGCUGCACCAGAGGGUUUAUAGCUGAUUAUAUUCAUAAAAAGCCAUCAUGAAUUUUGGUAAAUCAGUAUUAGACAUAAAAGAUGUUUUUGAGAGCGUUUGGAUUAAAUCAUCCUCUGUUUCAGUUCUAAGUUUGGCCUUCAACUGCCACAAGUGCCUCUUUAUUUGGAAGUUAACCCUCACUAACUCGUGGUUAUUUGACUCUACUUUUACCUGUGGAGUGUGCUCUGUUACUUCAUUACAUAACUUUCAUUCAACAGGAUAGGCCGACAUGUGCACUGAAUAGAAAAAUAGCUGGAGGACCUCUCCCCUCUCAAACUAAUUAAGGUCACAAUCUCUGCAAUGCCUUAAUUUGAUUGGCUGCUUUGGAGUCUGUGAACAAGGUCAGGGACCUGACAGGGUGACAUGGUUCAGGGUAGAGGGUUACAGAGCUGUGCUCGAUAGUACAACUUGAGACACUGGAGAAAGCAGAUAAGCUGAGAGAGAGACUGAUCUGAAUGUCUUGAAUUGGAGUUUGCAGAAGAUAGUUUGAUCCAAGGGUGCUUUUUUGCGAUGUCUACUGACUUGAAUGUAUUGGCCUCAGUGGGUAAGUGAGAAAUAACGCUAUGUGUGAUCUGUGAUUUACAACUUGGCCGUUUUUCCUCAUGAUUUUCAGAAAAGCUAGAAUGAGGGACAAUGAGGGAUAAAAUCUGCGUUUUUACACAUGUUGUUGUGCUACUUCGAGACUUUUAGUCCACAGUGAAGCCACAACUGUAAAUGCAAGUUUUUUUCCAUGUCUUCUUGUCCUCUUUAGUCCUCAGCAUGCCGUCGUCCAAUCAGGGCUGGCCUGAGGAGUUUGGCUUCCAGCUGGGUGGGAACGGACCGAGCUACAUCCUCUCUGUGGAGGAAGGCAGCAGUGCCCACCUUGCAGGGUUACAGGCUGGGGACCAGGUCCUUGAGAUCGAGGGUCAUGAUGUGUCAACGCUGGGUCCCCAAGCUGUCAUGGCCAUCGCUCAGACUCAGAAGAACAUCCCUCCAAGUAUCGGAGUGGUGUCCCGAAUUCAGCAGGUCUCACAGCAUUUGAAUCCAAUUACAUAUUUGGUUUAUGCAUGCCUGUGUUAUGUUUAUUUACAGAUUCUAAAUGAAAUAUGAAAUUUGGGUCUGGAUUUUAGUCAGGGAGGUGCUCUGGUUUCUAUUAGCUGAGUGUAGUUGUAGUGACCAUUUGUCAGCAGGGUUUUGUAUAUGCAGGAAAAAUAGUAUGUAUGGAGAGAUAAAGAAGGCGGUAUGUUUUUUUUUCUCUAUAGAUAGUUUUCUUCAUGCAAGUGCAGCUCUAGAUUGCAAAUCUAGCCACAAAUCUGCUUGACUCUGUAUUGCGAAGGUCAUUUAGGGUUAAGACUCUUAUCCCCUGAUUCAGUUUUUUCAAGCCAAUGGAGUCCAAGAUAUUUGGCUCCUAAGCUUUUCCAUUUAUCAUUUUCAUUUGUCCUUGCAUUACAGAUGGACAUCGUACCAGGUCCGGAUGGCCGUUUUGGGUUUACCAUUGUGGGAGACUGCCCCCUUCUGGUAGAAGACUGCUCACCAUGCUCGCCAGCUGGCCGUGCAGGCUUGAGGGCCGGGGAUUACGUCAUGGAGGUCAACGGCAUCCCCGUAAGGCAGCACGAGACGGCAGCAGCGCUGAUCAAGGCCUCUCAGGGGAGGACGCUCCGUCUGGGGGUGCUGUGUAUCGGCCAGAGGCAGAAGCAUAGCAUCAGUAUUGAGGACAGUCAGAUGGGAGGAGACGGGGCAAGGCUGGACCGUAAACAUAAAGCGCUGGAGUUCAACAGGAAGGUAGGACAUAACACUCAUAACAGAUCAGAUGAAUCCAGGUGAAUUUAUGUACUUGGAUCAGUUGAAUUUGGAGUUUGAAGGCUCUCAAGAAAGCCUCCACCUGCUUUAUUCAGCCAGCAAGUAAAUCCUACAUAAAUGUACUUCAACUUUUAAACAAGGCUUUUUUUUAAUUGAAGUGGUAUGUUGAGUGCUGCUGUGAGAAAAACUGUAAGAUCUCAGUAUAGCUAAAGUUGUUCUGAGUGUUUGAUAUUAUUUUCGUCUUCCUCUCAGGUGGACCAGAUUCUGGGCGAUGAACCUGAGGUGAAAGAGAAACUCUUUGCUGUGUUGAAGCAAUAUGCUGCUGAGAAGAAAGUUGAGUGGCUGGCCUCAGUCCUGCCAGACAUACUCGCCACUGAUGAGCAUCGACAGCUCAUCUCUAGUAUCAGGUAAGAGUCAGAGCUUAAACCUUUGUUACAAUGAACUGCCAGACACAGCACAGAAAAAGCUGCUGGUGGACAGAUGGUUUUAAAUUCAGUGGAAACAUAACUCUUGAAUCUGGCCUAUGAGGGGCUUUUAGAAACACUGUUCAGAGUAACUAUUGCUUGAAUGAGACCACAGGAAGUGUCAGCUUCUGCUGCUCAAACAUAAAGUAAGUGCAGAAGAACAAGACAGUGUUUUUUUUCUUGAGUGUCCACUCAUAGCAUGCUGCAAAAUCCAAUAAAUCCAUGUUAGAGCCCAUAAUGAAAUGCCCGUCUGACACAAAACCAGAUUUUCUUUCUAUUGCUACCAUUUCUCUAUUCAUGACAGCUUAACUGUUUUACAACUUAUUUGUUUUAGUUAUAUUAAGGUUAGGAAUUAAAUACAGUUGAUAACAAUUAGGAUUACAGCUGGUUUGACUAAUAUGUGGGUGUGUUGAAGCUGUUUGCAAGUCGACCUACAAAGAUAUUGCCUUGACUCUGUCUCUUGGCCAGAAGUUAGCUGGAAUCAGCAAUUCAAUAUGUGAGCCAGAAAGCAAUGUGUAACAUCACUUAGAGCAUGCUUAUGUUUUAUUCAGACCAAAGAUAAAACUAAUUCACAUAACACAAUAAAAAAAAAACUUUAUGUAUUACAUACAUUACAUAGAAAUAGCCAGUGUAGGCCAUAGAGAGGCAUCAGCAUAAUAUGAAUGUGUAGUACUGAGCAGCCAGAGUUACGAUUUAUGUAGCCAAAGCAUCCCUUACAACAAAAAUACUGUUAUGUUGUCUUGCAAAAGGCUGUGAUCCAAGGACAUAAAAAUUUAGCCUGCCAGGAUUUCAAUUUGUGCCGCAUCAAGCCUUCAAUGUUAUUUAUUUAGGGCCUGUGUUCACUAAUAGCACUUGUGGGCUGGCAGUGCCUCAAUUUCAGAGUGCUUAUGUUCUUAUGUGCAUUUACCCAUGAUAGGUUAAAAAAGUUGUGCUGCUUGGUAUUGCUGUUAAGUUUUUUAAAGAUGCUCUGUAUAUUUAAUCUUUUAGUCAUUAUUGGUGUUUACAAGGAAAAGGUAAAGAUGAUGGGGGUGGAAUUCAGGGGGAAGACAUGCAGCAAAUCAUCAAACUGGGGACUGCUGCAGCAAGGAGCAUAGCCUCCAUAAACAAGGUGUGCACUAAAAUCACUCCAAAAAGUUGGAGUAGCUUAAUGUUGACUAGUUGUUAACAGAGUUAAUAUCUGUCUUGAUUCUGAUUGGUCGCUGAUGGAAAAGGGACACCCAUGCUGUGGUGUCUAAAAAUCGGAAUGAUCUUCAACUGAGAGGGCAUCAAUCAAAACAGUCAUCUUAAUUUUUUUUUACCUUGUGAUUGCUGAAAACCCUGAGCUGCAUCGUAUUUGUAUGGUAAAAAGAAGAUGCCAUUGCAAACAACAGUCAGUGGACACAGGCCCUUAUGCUUCUUGAUGUUGUAUCCCGCUCACAUCCCCAGUGAUUCCUGCACAGCAGGUGUAGGUGAACCCCAUCUGCCACUCAGGGUAAAUCCACUGACCCCCAAAGUUGCUUAAAGUAUCAGGAGUCUUAAUGAAACUGGGAGGCUAAAUCUACACUGAGGGGCCCCCAGCUUAGAGUUUUGAGAGUUAAAUCAGGAUUGGCAGUGUGGACUGGAUUCACAGCAUGGAGAUGUAUGUGAUGAUGAGCCACAGAUAGAUUUAGUUGAGUGCUCGCUUCAUGAAAACAUCAUUUAAUAAUGGUGGUCAUGCUGCUCUGCAACCACAGGCCUUUUCAAGUAAAAAAAGAGACAAAAACUCGAGCUACAGGAAUGGAGUAAUGCCAGAUAAGUGAAAAAGUGACAAAGCCGUUCAGGUAGCCAGAGUUCUGCGGUUGUGUGUGUGCCAGAAUGACCGGCACCCCUUCUUUCUCCAAAUCCCCUGACAGUUUGUCCACAGAUUGCACUUCUUCCACAAGUACAGCCAAUCAAACCUUUUCAUUCCCUGGCUUCCUGCGUGAAUACACCACUUUUUAUAGUGUGACUAAUACACUGUAAGAGGGUUUUCCAGCUGUAUGAGGUCCAUGUUGGGUUAGUUUGGGGAAAUAACCGUGAAACAUGGGGAUUUUACUGCUUUAAAUUGGUCAUGAAUUAUUCAACCACCUGAGAAGUCCUCACUGGUUUGAUUAAGAUAAAAGACCUUUAUUUGCACAUGCACAGACAACAACCUUAAUGUCAUUUCUCUAUUGUUUCUCCAUCCCCCACUCAUUUCACAACUCUCUUACCUCUCUAUCUCUCUCCCUAUGAAGGGGGGGGUUUGUGUUUGGCUCUGAUGGAUUUUCUUCUCAUUAUUCCGCUCAGAGCUUGGGCUGUUCCCCACUCCCUCUCCCUCUCUCUCUCUCUCUCUUUCCCUCUCUCUCUCCCUCUUGCUCUCUCUCUUUCUGUGGGGUGACCAUUUUCCCUUGACAUUUUGCAAAGACAGCCUCCUGCAUGCACCAAGGUCCCCCCCUCCCUGUAUUUUUUAUCCCCUCUCAGUGAAGCAGCAGGGGCAUCAUGAUGCAACUUAGUGCUUAGGUUCAUUUCUGAGCUAUGGGUGACAGCUGAAAAGAUGAACUGUCUGGGGUGAGUAUAUCUUUUCUUUCCUUUAUUCUGUUGAGCUUAAAUGUUUGACUUCGAGGGAAUUUAAGCAAUUUAUGAGCUGCUUUUGGGCUGCACUGUUUUACUAAAUGGCAUCAGUGUUGUUAAGUAUGCAAAGUGGGUGAAUAUUUAAUGCUGAUGAGUGCUGCAUAGGAUGGUUGCAGCUGUUGAUAUUUAACAUCUGAUAUUUUUACUUCUAAUUCCUCUGUUCCCUGGUUGUUCUGCAAGCUUUCUUCAAGGCUUUUUUCAUGCUUUAAAUCUAUAAUUCAUGGACUCAAACAAACUGUCAACCGUGUUUUUGUAGUUUAAAAGUGUGAUGCAACUGCACUUUGAUGGACACAGCUGAAUGUAAGAGAGUUAGCAACACAAAGACACACAAUUGUUCCGUUGUCUCUAACGAGACUGAAGUCAUUAGGAUGAGUGAUGCUCUGCUUCCAGGAUGUAAUCUCUCUCCACGUGUAUGAGGGUGUGUGUUCGGGUUUGUCUGGGUGCAGAUGUGCUGAGGAGCUCAAUGUUGAUUUUUUUUUCCUGGGAUUACAUAAAUAUUAAUUUUAAAAUCUUAUCUGCCCAUGUUAUGUGGAGUGUGGGUUUUCUUUUACAAAUAACAGACAAGCUUUGUGGUUUCUAUUUCUGCUCAAACCUGCAUGGUAACAUAGCAGUCUGUAUGCAACUGUGUCCAAAUAGCUCCACCUUUACAGCUCUGUAGAAAUCAAGCUAACAUUUACACCUCUGAGCACUUUUUCUCGUUAAAUAUAAUGAUGCAAGAUAGGUUUGUCAAAACAAUCUACCUUCCAUUGGCUCAUACUGUGCACAAGGUCUUCUUUUCAAUAGUGCUGAUGAAGAUGGUGUUAAAUUUUAACUGCAAGAGUCAACGGCUGCAGGGUGCUGAGCUGCUUUUAGACAAGAAACAUCAGCGGCUUGCAAACUGUUUUAUAUUCAAGUCUGUGUGUAGAGGCAGCCCCACGAGCUAUGACAUCAAUGAAUGGAGGUUUGAAGUGAAAGGUUUCUUCAAAGAUAAUCCUCCAUGUUGUAAAAUUGCAGCGGAGAGAAAAAAAGGCACCAUACUAUGUUUUGUCAUCUUUGUUGAGAGUGCAUUUCUUAUUUAGAUGUCUUCCUUUCAUUUCAAAAUGAAAUGAAUGCCUUAAACGGGUUGUAUAAAGUCCUAUUCCAACAACAAAAGAAUUCCUCUUACCACAUGGAGCUUCAUUUAAGUGAAUUCUGCAAAGGUUUUUCUAUAGAUUUGCAGUCUGCAAACUAGAUGUCAGAAAUUAUGAAUCAUAUUUUUAGAAGAAAUACAUAGAUGAGUAUUGUAGCUUGGCUUGGUUUCAUGGAUCACUUUUUGAAGUAUGGGGAGCUUAUUGCUAAAGGUGCAAUGCUGAGUUGUCCAGCCUUGGUGAAAAGUGCUGAAUUACAAGCAGAGGCCUGAUCCCACAAGGAGAUCAGAGUUUUGGAAACAUUAACUCCAGAGAGAUAGCACACUGUAAAUUCACGUCAUGGAAUCAUAAUACUAUUAUUAUUAUACACCUGAGCGACACUGGGGAAUGCUCCAUCUUCGUCUUAAUUUGGUAGGAUUCAAACUGUCUUGUGUUCAGAUUGUUUCUUCUGUCUUCUCGCUGUUCAGGCUGCUGGUUCGAACGAGGUCGUCAUUCCUGAAGUUACCAGCAGUAGAUUUAUAGGGCUUUUGAUAAGAUAGCCAAUAGCUAGUUAGUUUUGCCUUUUUCUUUGGCCGUAGAAAGCGCAUUAACGAUUUCUUACCAACAUGCACUAAGUGAAAAUCAUGCAGUGACAAUAAAAAAGACACGUGGAGGUAGUGGGGAUCUGUGCACACCUGUUGAUAAAAGAACGCUUAAAAAGGAAAUUCAGUUUUGUGUUUGGUUGUCCUUUUGAGCAGAGCAUCUCAUCAUCAUUUGGCAGGGUAUCAUGAACAGAGGUUAAAAAAAAACUUAAAUAAUUAUCACCAACAUUUUCAUGGACAUCAUUAACUCAACCAGAAUGUGAAAAGGUCUUAUCUGGAGGUCACCUCUGGUCCAAAUAACUAUGAUGGCAGCUGCCAAAUUCACAGUGUCAAAACUUAAGUCCACAAACCAGCUCAGAUCACAUCAUGGCUUCUUAAUUGAACUCCAUACCUGUGGAUUCUGAUUUCUUUAACACAUAAGGGAAGUGUUUCAGUGUUAUGUGUUAGAUUGAAGUAGACAAGUGGUGUUGUUUUUUUGGUGGUUUUUGUGGUUCUCUGGAUGUAUUUCAGGAACAGAAAAUCUAUACUCACUCUAAUCAGGCAAGCUUUCAAUACUUAAGUGUGGAGAGUUCUGCAAAAGCGAAGCACUCACAUUCAGCACCAUGUCGACUCUCUCUCACCAUUAGCAUCGAGCUUUGAUCUGCUUAUCAAGUGUGAAGAGGCAUACUGUAUUUUAAAAUGAUUUUAUAAUGGGCGAAUGAGCUGCCACUUUACAUUCUGCCGUCAUGCUUGAGUCUAGUGCUCUGUUAUAUAACUGAUCAUCUGAGAGUAAGCGCUCAAUUUUCCUUGAGAUAACCUUCUUUUAGAUGACUUCUUUUUUUAAUCAGCAUCAUUUUUGGGACUGUGGGUGCAUUUUUAUUCCAUCUAACCGGAACCUCAUUAAUUCAGAAUACAAACUACUGCGUUUCACUUUCACAGCAGUGUUGAUUAGAAGACAGUUAGAUAGAUGAUGUGGGAAAGACUCUCUCUGCCACAUCACCCUUUAUUUUGGAGCUCACUUUCCAGUAUUAAGCCACAUCAGGACACUUGAAAUGAAACAAGGUCUCCUCAUUGUAGUUUUCUGCUUGUCAUUUCUCCCUUUUGAGAAAUCCAUCCCUUCCUCCCUGCUUGCUACCUCCUCCGCAACCCUCUGUCAGAUAAUUAUAGAUCUCUGUUCCUUAUAAAUGAGGUCAAAUCGGAGCACUUACUUAGUUUCACAGAGUCGACGCAGAAAAACUUUUUAAUGAUGAGGUGGCUGUUUCAACAGAUUUGCAUCCUCAGGGGGAAAAAACAUCUGUAUUUAUCAACAUAUACUGCUGACACAGGCCUGUACUGUAUGUACACGAGAGACAGGGGCGUUUUAGCUCCGUGGUAUGAAUAGAUGACAAAUAGCAGGAAACGUGGACAGCCAGCAAUGAGGGAGAGUGUGGGAUGCUACACCUACAUCACUAUAGAACAUUUAUUUAUAUCCCAGGAGUCUUUUGAGUGUAACCAGUAGUCUGCGCUCAGGCAACAAUGUCUCAGGCUGCAGUCAGAUACAUGUGCACUCUGAACACAAUCACAAUCUGCAGAGAAAGUGACAGAAACCUAAGAGUAUGUGACUUUUAUCUUUGAGGACUAACCUUUAUCUUUAGAGGGGUGGCUCCUUCCAAGGAGAGUUAGACAACUAUUAAAACAAAUGAUACAGAUUUUUAAAAGCCUAGUGAGUGGACCAAAGCUGUAAUGUCAGUAUUCUCCUGAUGAGUUAUAAUGAUGAGUAAGUUAAAAAUCUUGGAUCUGAAACCUAGAACAGCUGUCUUUUCUGCCAAACUUUGAAUAUUAGUAAACAGAGGAAAUAUAUGAGAGUGUAACUGCACAUUUUUUCCACUAGAGGGAGACUGUAUCUGUGGAAAUUUAUGUUCAAUAGUCACAUUAUCUGAAAGCAUAGAUGAGUUUUGGAAAAUCAGAGUCAGAGUCUUUGUUUGUUCUAAACUUAAGAAUACUUCUUGCCAAAAAUGUCUAUGUUUUUGAGAAAGUAACACCUCUAAGUCUGUUUAUACACACAUAUCUCUGACACUCAUAAUGCAUAUGCAUUCUAGGUAUUUUAGGAGCUACUGAUCAGGGCACUAGAUUUAAAGCUGGAAAGGUGGGAUACUCUACCAUUCAGCCUGGUGUAAAGCUAUGAAAAAUCCAGAGUCCUACAACCCCCAUAAUGCACCACAAUUUGAGCUUUGAAUAGAACUUCCUUUUAAGUCCUUUGCAAUUCAUGCUUCACUUCAUGAUGUCCUAGUUUCAAAGAAGAAAAAGAAAAGACACUUGAGCUGAAAUAAAAAAUGGAGAUGACAUCAUUCCUAUAUCAUCCAUGUAGUUUCCUCAAAUUUCUCACCAGCCCACUCCAGAGCCUCAGGAGACAUUUUCACAAGAGGAGUAGAACUUGUGAUGAGCACUACACUAAGGCUAAUGGGCAAAGUCAAUGGAGUUUCCUUCAUCUAAGUACUAAAUUGGCUCCUUUAAUCACAUUGCACUACAGCGCACCUGCUGUGAGCCAUCAGAAGUCUGGAGAAAUAAGUAUUUCAAGCAGCAGAUGAGGAGAAAGUGUCAGAAAUAAUUGGCUGCUGUAUGCUGGUGUUGUUGUGGUGCUGAAUGGACAGUUCCUGUGACUGUGGUAGGAGCACCAUGGUGCGUCAGUGGGUGUCUUCAGCUGCCACAGAGCGCUGACAAAGUUAAAUAGAAAAAAAUAAACCAAUAUGUUAUUAAUUUAUGUGUUCAGGAAUUAGAGUAUCCAAGCAGAAAGAUGUGUUUUCUUUGUGAUGAGUAUGUUGUUUCAGUUUAAAUGUGGUGUUUGUACCUGCUUCUGUUGGUUCAGAUUAAAUGAGCCACUGUCGUUUUUCAGUCCUUUAAGCAUCAACAUACAAAAGUUGACAAAAUAGUAAACUUGCAUUCAAAAUUAAAUUGCAAUGUGACAUUGAUCAGGAAGAAUAAGUGAUAUAAUAGGAAAGUAGUAUCAGCUAAGGUGAGGUAGCAACAUACAUCAUUUGAAAAGUGAGGGUUUUAUUAUCCUUAACAUUUUAAUGGAUAUAUGAAAAAUUCUUUUACAUGAUUUUUUUAAAUGUGUUUGUGAUACCAAUAAAGUAUUGCCCAUAAUUUCAUUCUGGAUUUUUUAACUCAUCAAAUAUUGAUGUUGAUAUUAAACUCACAAAACAGACUUGAGCAGGCUUUUAUUGGCAUUUCCUCUCUGUGUAAGCCUUUCCGUACAUAUACCAAAGCUCUAACCCCUGGAGUAUCAUUUCUUCUAUAUUAAAAAUUUCUUCAUACAUUAGACCAGUGCUAUUUACAGAAUUUGAGACCUUUACGGUCCACAUGUAAAUGAGACUCCAUCACUGGAGUCGGCACAGGGCUGGAGGUGUUCUGUAUUUACCUGAGUACCAUUAGAUAAAGAGCUGAAGGAACCCUGUGUAAUGAAAUGAACAGGUCUGACCUUUGCUGUGAAGUUAUUCUGCGCCCCUCUCUCUUCCUGUCUCUUCACAAUAAAUGCGCCCUAAUUGCUUUAUUUAGCUGUCAGAGUUGUUUUUAUGCAGCUUAAUUAGCGUCCUGUGGAUACGUACAGUGGUAGCUGUUAUCUCCAUCAGCGAGUUUGCUGCUAAUUACUCCACUGGUGCAGUUUUUGACAGACUCAGUACACUUGUGGCUGAUUCAUCUGAUCAGCAGAUCAGCAGCAAAUUGAGCUAGUCAGAACACACCGACUGCUGGAGGUGCAAUUUAAAAAGGUUGUUUGUGUUUGUUGGAUUGUAAUCCCACUGUGAUUUGAGAAACAAAAAAUUAUCUUGUGAAUGUGGAAUGAUGUAUCAGCUGAGAUUUUGUUUUUUCAGUCCAAUUUAACAAGCACAGUCUCAAUGUUUUCUUCUCGAAUAUGACAGAGGUCUGUUUGAAGAAAACAUGCUGUGGGUAAAGUGUAAAGGGUGAUGAAGGGUUAUGUUCUUCUUUCUCCUUAUGUUAUUCUUUGUUUUCCCUUUUUCACAAAAGUAUCAACAAAUUUCAGGUUUUAUUAAGCUGCGUAGCAGUCCAACAGCCCCAAGGUACCUACCUGAUGUUCCUAGACAUAGACUGCAAGUAAUAGGUCAGCUAAAUUGGUGUUUUGAUAUGUCCUCCACAGUUUAGUGAUUUUGGCCACUUCUUUAAAGAGCCAAAGGAUAAAUGUUGAUGUUUUGUGAAACUAUCUCCCAGAAUCUCAUUUAACUAAGCAGUCAAACUUAAACCGAGGGAAAGUCAGAGUUUUGUUCGCUUAAGUAUGAGGAGGCAGAAACACUAGCCUUGGUAGCUAGCUCUGGACAGCAGUCAACUUGCUGUUAGCUGUUUGUUUUUAUCUCUUCAGCCUGUACAAGGCUAUCCUGAUAGACUGUUGCUGCAUUUUACCAUCAAAACUAAAUGGUUGAACUUUCAGAAUAAACCUAAACUAAGAGAAAGUCAGAAUUUUGUUCGCUUUAGUAUGAGGAGGCAGAAACACCAGCCUUAGUAGCUAGCUCUGGACAGCAGUCAACUUGCUGUUAGCUGUCUGUUUUUAUCUCUCCAGCCUGUAGCUACAAGGCUAUCCUGAUAGACUGUUGCUGCAUUUUACCAUCAAAACUAAAUGGUUGAACUUUCAGACUAAACUUAUACUGAGAGAAAGUAAGAGUUUUGUUCGCUUGAGUAUAGAGAGGCAGAAACACUAGCCUUGGUAUUUAGCUCUGGAUAGCAAUUGACUUGCUGUUAGCUGUCUGUUUUUAUCUCCUUAGCCUGUACAGGGCUAUCCUGAUAGACUGUUGUUGCAUUUUACUGUCAAAACUUAAUGGUUGAAUUUUUUGAAUAAACUUGUACUGAGAGAAAGUCAGAGUUUUGUUCGCUUUAGUGUGAAGAGGCAGAAACUCUAGCCUUGGUAUUUAGCUCUGGAUAGCAGUCAACUCGAUGUUAGCUGUCUGUUUUUAUCUCUUCAGCCUGUACAAAGCUAUUCUGAAAGACUGUUGCUGCAUUUUCCCAUCAAAACUAAACAGUAGAACUUUCAAAACAAACCUAUACUGAGAGAAAGUCAGAGUAGCCUGUACAAGGCUAUCCUGAUCCAAGGCUGUGGCUGCAUUUUACAGACAGAACUAAACAAUUCGACUUUCAGAAUAAAUUGGAACAGGAAAAAGGGACUUGAUUUUGUUUUAUCUCCAUGUUCAGAAUGACAGAAACCUUGAGGUUUCUGUUGCACACCUCUGUGUAUGUAUCAGUAUUUCCUGUUUAGUCACUGCCUGCUGUAGAAAUGAUCCACUGCCUGGUUACAUCAGUGUAAGUGCCCACUGUAAGAACAGGUGGACUCAUCCUUAAAGCUCGGACAUACUUGAGAGCAAACAGAAAGUACAGUCGGAGGGGCAGAGCAUGAACAUCCUCACAGUUAUAAGAACUCUUCGAGCAUGGUCGUGUGGGUGUUUGCUUUGUCUCUGGCAGCAGCUCUGAUCACUUGAAUGAAAUGUGGUUUCUGUUGUCCUUGUGUGUGGGGGAAGACUCAUUUGUUUUGUUCUCAUAGUCUGCGCUCCUGCCUGGUACACAGCGAGUAUGUAAUGCAGAGCAGCAUGUACACUUCCCACAUAUUCCCCAUCUUUGAUAUUUUAGUGGUGCCAAAAAAUGUACAUUUUGUCACUUCAGUGGGCCCUGGAAGCCACUUCAUUACUUUUCUGGUGUGAGAGUAUGUCCGCAACACAAACUAAAUAUUCAUAGUGAUGUGUUUAUAACUGUGAGGUUGGUGAGUUAAAGUGAGCUAAAUGCUAGAUUUAUCUUCUAUAUCAUAUAAUAAGUGGUUUUCUGUCUUUUUUCCAUGUAAAGUUGCAGAAAAAGUCAUAGCUUGUGUGACAAAACUGGUAUUUUAUAGGGUACCCUAUAUGAUUUUAUGGGCUCUAUUUUGGUGCCUCGCCGGAGAUCUGCCGCAAGCGCAGCGUCAAUCAGAUCCGCCGCGCUGACAAGGCGUUCCCAAGCACAUUUUGGUAUUUUGGUGAGCCGCGCAGCCCGGGGUAAGUAUCCCCCCUCCCUAACUCAGCUCCUCCCAGCACCAUAAGUCGUAGAAAGGGCGGUUAGUGGGUUUAACACAGCCGAGACCUGUUUUCACCAAUCACAUAGGCUCCUCUCCUUGCCUUUAAAUCCGCCACAGGCGAGGCGUAUUACUAUUUUCAUGAAGUAGUCAAAGAGAUCAAGAGAUGUCUUAAGACAGUAAUGCCACAAGAUGGCGACAGAGGGCAGCUCCUCAACAAGUGUCCUCCACACUCUCUCAUAUGAGCACAGAUGGAUUUAGUGUGCGUAAUGUUGGACCCAGUGGUAAGACAAACACCCUUUUCCACAAAUAAAGACACUCACAUAAAGUUGCUCAUAUUCAAACCUCACGUGACAAAGGUCGGUUGAGCGCACAGAUCACAACAUAAACUCCAAAAAUGGCAUAAAAAUCGGAACCAUCUGUGCGUAAAUGACGCAUCGCGCUCCGUGGCCUGGCUCUUUCUUUCAUAGAUGUUGGCAUAUAAAAUAAAUUUGGCUCACAAAACUGAAUAUUAUAAUAUCCGUAUGUCGGCUUAAAGUAGAUCACGCAUCUGAGCACUGAAACAAAUCAUCUGUUCAGCCGCAGCAGCAAGCAAGACGGACAGAGGACACGGAGACGUGUCCAGGUCGAGCUGUGCGAGAAAUAAGAGGAAGAGGAAGAAAGAAAAGGAGGGAGACGAAUUACAUAUCGAGUUAACUUCAUCAUGUGUGAAUAUUUACUAGAUAUUUAAUUUAAUUUGAUGCGGUUUCAGCUGUGUUGAUUCGGUCAGGUUGUGUGUCCAAACGCGUGCCAAACGCGCUCAUCAGAUCAGAUAUAGAUCAGAAUAUAUCUAUAUAGAUCCAAAUGUAUGUGCUGACUCACAUUAAUAGUUGAUGAUGAUUAUUUAUUGCACUGAAAUGUGCCUGACACUGUGGAAACCUGCCGGUGAGGCAUCAGUGACGUAUGUCGAUACGCCGCCGGUCUGCCAAAAUACUACUAGACCAGCUGCGUUCCGCCUUGCGCUGAAAGCUGACCAGGUUUGAAUCGGCGAGCUUUCAGCGCACUUCACACGCCGGUGGCGAGCACAAAAAUGUCACUGCGCCUGCUGAUUCUGUCGACACCUCCCCCUGCCACACCACCACGCCCAGCUUGGCGGAUCUCGGCUCGCCUCCGUGCGGCUCAUGCCACGAAAAUACCAAAUUGGCCUUACGCUGGGCUCCGCCAGACGAAAAUACAACUGCGCGGGGCUCGCCGCCCUCCGCCGCCUCACCGGCGCGAACGAAAAUAGAGCCCUAUGUGUUCGAUCUUAAAUGACUGUCAGAAAAUUAUCUGAAAGUAUCAAACCUUUAUUUUUCUGUCAUUUGUAAACCCUUUGUUCAAGUGUUGGCUUCAGUUUCUUGCUUGUGUGGAGAUGUUUUCACAUUUGUGUUUAUCAGUUUGACAGAUAGGUUGAUAAUACUCUCAUGUUAGUGUAUUUUUCAACUGUUAGCUAAGCCUGGCUCCAUUGUAUUCCAGCUAAAACGUAUCUGUAAUAACUAUCUGUAGACUUUGGCUUUAUUUUCACCACAAUGACAUAAACAAUGCAUUAAUUUUCUUACCUUACUGUUGGCAAGAAAAGCAGGCAGGGCCUCAUGUAACAUAUUAUUCUAAUUUUUGAACUCUUUUGUCCCCAUGUCAUUAUUUUAGGUGAAAAAUUAAUCAGCUGACCUUUUUGUAGAGACAUGAGCUGUUUAAAAAUGUUUCUGAUGAGAAUGAUUAAUUGAGCUCAAACCUGUCCGCCUACUGAAUUUGAUUAGGUCAAUGAGGCUUAUGUUUUAAUUCAUAAACUUAUUACCGUGGGUUGACUUUCUUCAUAGCGAUGGUAAAAUGGCAAGGUUUCCAGGUCAAUUACAUGAUGACAGCUUCCUCCUCUGAGCUCACACUGACGGGUUUACACAGAGGUGAGGCGUGGACGGAAGUGAAGGGGAGUGAGAGUGAGAAAAUGUACAUAGCAGAGAGAGAGAGAGAGAGAGAGAGAGAGAGAGAGAGAGCAGUGGAGAAAUCCCAUGCUUGCUCACUCCCACACCUUUUUUCUCUUGCUGUAUUCUGGCUCUGGUACCUCACGCUGCUGCAGUGAGACUUCAGUGAGCAGAGUGCGACGCUGAGAUUUCCUCACUCUGUGGCUUCUUUCAAAAAGAUCCUUUCUCUCAGACUUCCUUUUGAAAUUCUUUCCUUUUCUUCUCUCUUGGGGGAAUUGGUCACAUCCAGGUGGAGUAACAUCUCACCUGUCUAUCAAAAGCUCUUUUCUUUGAAUCUCUUGAGAAAGGCAGCCUGUUGAUUAUCAUUAGAGUGGACUUGGACUCUGCAGAUUCUUUUCACAGCGAUGGAGUUCAUUCUUACUUUUUAAUCUCUCCUCAAACUUGGAUGCUUGACUUCUUAUUUCACUCUUUUUUUGGCAUCAAAAUCUAGGUUUUUGAAAUUCAUCAAGUUGGAUCUGUGAUGUAGAUCCCUCUUUUUUUCUGCUCUUUUUCUGAGACAACUCUGAUUGACAAGAACUAAUAUCACCCCCUUUUUCCCCUCACAUGCCACCAUGUUUGCCAGGAUCUUCAUUCCCAAGAAGCACCGGCAGCGCUUCGACGACUCCGUCCAGCAGAAUGUGAUCAAUCGGCUCUGUCGCAGCAAGAGCAUCAGUGAGCCACAGGGCAGGAUCCGUCGCAGCAGGAGCGAAGAUCACUCAGAUCGCCACCACAGGUCCAAACGGGCCAGUUCGGUGCCUAGAGAUGGAGAAGCAGGAGGGAGAGGGGAUGGGGAGAGAGACAGGGGUCCAAGGAAGUCUGUCUCUGGGAUGCCCGCUCAUCCUCCCAUUGGACCAAAUCAGAGGUAAGCGCACAUGUAGAGGCACAUGACUGACAGAUUGUUGUUUCAAAAGAUUCACCAAUAUUAUUUUACAAUACGUAUAUGUGAUUAUCAGCCAAUACCGAGUGGCACUCCUGUAUCAAUGCAAUGUAAUAUUAUUGAUCUAAACCGAAGGCAUACAUUGAUUAUUUACACUCUUAAGCACUGUUUUUGUUGUCAUCACAUGAUUAUUUACCUAAAACAUAGAUUUUUUUAAUUAUAAAAUUUGGUAUCAUAUGUUUGCAUCAACUGUCAUAAUGAGCAAAACCACUUGAGGAUAUUUUAGACUGCCACUAGUAUCAACAUUGCAGUUGGUAUCCAUGUCAGUGUUGGUAUCAGUAUUCAACCUUUCAUAAUCUGAUUCCUUUUGGGCACCUUGACUGUGUUUAAAGUUGUGUUCAAUGUAAAAAUGUUGGCUACCAUCGUGUAAUGCGGCACUUUUCAACACAAAAUAAAACAGUGAAAAACUAAUUUCACUCACUGGCAAGAUUUUUUAAAAAGUACCUUAAAAACCGUGUAUCUCAUAUUAUUUUUCUUGCCGUUCCUCUAAGUCCUCUGAAAAAGGCGCACCAUUACUCCCUGUUACAUAAGCUGGAAAGUGCUCACACUCGUGCUACAUUAAACCCGAUAACACCUCUUUAAACUCAAAGUGUCUUUGUGUAUCUCCUCACCUAUUAAACAUCUUAAUCCCGUGUUAUUGUAGAGCCCCUGACCACUGAACCUCGCCGCUCAUCCUCCACCCACUAAACACGCUGAUUACACCGCUGUCCAAUUAAUAACAGCACAGCAGAGUCAGUUCAGGAUUAGAGGGAAGGCAGCGCGCUCCCUCACGCCCACACAAACUUUCUAACUGAACAUAAAGACCUGUCUUCAUCCACACAGCAGUGUCAGUGUAAGGCCAAAGGUGUCAAGUGUAAUCGCAAUGGCAGGUCACACAACAGUAGGAGGUGAGUGUAUGGGAGUUUUAUUCACGUGGUUGAAGUGGCCUGAUCACGAUAAUAAGUUGUGCUGCAGGCGGACGUCUCUCCUGAGCCUCAAGAGUGUUGUGUAACACUGUUAUGUCUCUACUGUAUCUAGAUAGAUAGAUACAUAAGUACAAACAGGGAUACACAGAUAGAUGGAUGGACUGAAUUAAUACAUUUGAUCGUUUUCCAGCUUGCUAGUGAGCUGGUUAGCUGGCUACUUACAAGGUUAGCUAGUAAUCUAUUCAUCAUAUUACCAGAGAUGUUGCAAUAUAUUAUCAUUGAUUAGCUUUGAAGGAUAAAACCUCCAUUCCACAAAAGUUGAGGCAUGUGUUAAGAGUUGACAAAAACAGAAAUCCUGUAUUUGAUUGGAAAUAGUGUAAGGACAAAAUCUCUAAUGUUAAGACUUUUUAAAAAAAAAAUCUAAAUACUUAAAUUCAACAUCAACAACAUGUUUCAAAAAAGCUGGGGCAAAGACAUGUUUACCGUUGUGUUGCAUCACUCUAUGUAAACUUUUGGGAGCCAAGGAGGCCGGUUUGGGAGUUUUGAAGGUGAAAUGUUGUCCCACAUUCUUGCCCGAUCUAGGAUUUUACAUGGCCAGUAGUUUGGGGUUUUUCUUUAUCAUAUUUUCUGGUUCAUGAUGCAGCAGAUGUUUUCAAUGGAUAACAAGUCAGGACUGUAGGGUGGCUAGUUAAGCACAGAAACUCUUAUCAGAGCCGUGCUGUUGUAAUUCUUGCAGAAUCUGGUUUGAUAUUGCCUCAGUGAAAUAUCCAGGGUUUCCCUGAUAAAGGGGUUGUCAGGAUGGCAUCAUGUUUUGCUCCAAACUGGUAUUUAUUAUUCAGCUCUUUCCAGGUGUGUAAGCUCCUGAUGCUGUGAGCACUUACAUACAGUUUGCACAUCCAUAACACCAACUGUAGAGUGAUUGCCAGAUUGAUGGUCCCUGUCUCCUUUACUACGAGAUACAUCAUUCAUGAUUUCCAAAAUGAGUGUUGAAUUUGAAUAUGUUAAGCUAUCUCCUCACUUUAUCCUAAAAAGGGCUCACAGAAGUCACCUGUUUUUCUAAAGUAAACCUCUGGACCUUCAAUCAUGGAUGCAGCAAAUGACAGUACUCACAGACAUUUGUUUUUGGAUGUGAUUUUUAAUCUAUGCAGUGAUUUCCACUGCAGAGUCAUGUCAGUGGCCCAGAGGUCAUGGCGAGCCAGUAUUUGUAGUUGCCUUUUCUUCAGAGAUCGCCCACAUUCUCUGAACUUUUAGGGAUAUUUCAUACUUUGAGCUAUGAAUCUCAAUUUUUUAGCUAUUACACGCUGUGAAAGAGUGUUUUAAAAAUGUUGAAUUAGUUGCUCACACAGUCUGUCACAAGAUGGUGAACCUCUCCAGUCUUUUCUUUUUAAAGUCUCUGCUCAUCGAGAGUUUCUUUUUUUUAAUACACAGUCAUGUUACCCAACUGCUUUUUAACAUGGUGCUGACACCAAAUUAGAAAUUAGUGUGUAUUUUUAUCAAACAAAUUUGACAUGUUGUCUUUGCACUAGAUUCACCAUUUCAAAUGAAAUAAACGUUGGGUUUUGUCAACUGAUCCUUUUGCCAAUUGCAAUAUUUAAUUCAUUAAAAGGGCUGAUACCUGGGGUCUUAAGCAAUAUUGUAUUGCCAGACAAAGAACUGUGUAAUUUUGCCAGACAGCAUUUAUGUUUUCAUGUAAAUUGGUUAAUUUCAAAGCGGUUUUCUUCAAUGAUACUGUCACAGCUGCUCGCAAAGAAAUGUGGUUGGUUUUAACCGUGAGCUUUAGACAAAAGAGUCUAACCGUACACAUGUUUAAAAUCAAUUGCUAUAGAUUGCCUUUUGUGCAUUUCUGUUGUCAUUAAAGCUGCAGCAUUAGGGCUGCAUUAUUAUCACAGUGGUGUCAUUAAGUUACCAAUGACUCACGUGAAGUUGUGAAAAAGUGCAACGUGCUGUCAUUGUUGACUGAUGAGAAUCUAGAGAGGCCUCGAGCAUCCUGAGGAUUUGAAACACCAGGACUGUCAAAGACUGUCAAGUGCGCUCAAGGCUGAUGCGGCGUAUCUGACACCCUCCUCUCUCUGACACACACACACACGCACACACACACACACACACACACAAACACCAACACGUUCACAUACAUGCAGGACCCAGUGUGCCCAUCUGCAUUUAGCUCAUCUUACAUAACAGCCAGUAAAAGCAUCUAUAAAAGAAUAGAUCUGUCUGUUGUCUCACCCCCCUCCAUCUUUUUUUAGUCCUCCCCACUGUUUACAUAUCAAGGCAGUGUUGCCUUGAGUCGUAUCCAUGGCAACGCACCCUGGAUAGACAGCCCAAGUGUCUCUGCUUUGAUUUAGCAGGAGGUUCCACUGUGUUCCCCUCUAUCAUGUUCCUCCACACCGGGGUGAAUGAGAGCAGAGCACCACCAUCAGCGAAAUGUCAAAGCUUUUCUCUCUGUUGAGUUUUUCCUGAUUUAUUUACAUUUUGGAGGGAAGCCUGAGAGUCAAACAAACGGGAAGAUCUGUAGAGUGCUGUGAACUGAGGCUGAACUAGUUCAGGUUGUUACAUAAAAAAACUAAAAAGAGCUAUGUCAUCGGCGUAAAUCACACUGUGAGAUAGCAAUAAAGACAAGCGUCAUUCCUCCACUUGUUCCGACUCCCACGUACAGGAAGUGACGGAUCAAAAACGAGAGAGACGCUUUGAACCGAGCAGAGUUAGCGCCUCAAAAAGAGACAGCUGGGCUCCCUGUCCAUUCACAGAAAAAAAAUAAAAUCCAUCAGUGUUGGAUCAUCAGUGUCAUUAAAUGAUAUCACAAAUUAAACUGAGAUAAUUCAGCAGUGAGUGGUUUCAAAACAAGUGAGAGCUAUUAGCUGACUCAUCUUUAAAUCUAUCAAAGGCAAAGCAGGAGCAAUUACUUUAAUUUAGUCAAACGGUGGGAGAAAAGACCUUUUUUUAUUUAAUUCGGUUCAUAGCUUUGCAUACUUGUUGUAAUUUGACAAUCAUAGAAGUAAUCUGUGAUUUUUUUAUUAGUCUUUUCACACAUUUUAUUCACCAAACAAUAAAAGUAUGACUUAAAAGACAAUAAAAAUGAUGAUGAUCAUAGACAUAUAAAAACCAAGCACAAAAAACUAUGCAAUAAUAUACUUGAAUCAAUUUCUAAAACUUGGCCAGGAGACAACAGAGAUUUCCAAGUGCAACGUUCUGGCUUGUUAUAUCUAGUCUAGAAAUUAGGGCUGUAAAAUGUUUUAUUUAUUUUAUUUUAUUUUUUUCAAUUGCUAAUUAAUUACUGAAUUUUCAGUUAGUUUAAAUUAAUCAUGAUUUCCAGGAAUUCAAAUCUUGGGUUAAAAAUUUUGUCAAUUGAAAAAAUUCUUACUGGUUUUUGGUUUUUGAAAUAGGAAUCAAAUGAAUGCAGUGAAAUGAACCUCUUUCAGAUUUAUUACAGAAACAAAUGCUGCACUGCGACAUCAGUGCGGUCUGAAACCUUGACCCAGAAUCGGAAGAUGGACUCAAAGUGUUUCAUCCACGUGUGUGAGAUUAUUCCAGCGCUCUUACGUAGUGCUCUGCCAGCUGUUGCCAGUGACGUCAGUAUGAUUGGCUAUACUGGCAGCAUUAGCAUGUAGGUGGUCGCUUUAACUCAAAGUACAUGGGUGAUUUUAUAAUUCUGUUACAUCUUACUUUUGACUUGAAGUGAAAUGUGCCAUUUUGAAGUGCAGUUGUGUCAUCAUCCUUCAGCACAGCAGCAGCAGCAGGAAGCAGGGAGACAACCCGGUGGCUUAACUAUGGUGUGCCAAAAGGGACAAAAUAGCAAGCGAACUGAAUUAAUUAAAAAUAUAAAUUAAUAAUGAGAAUAAAAAACUUAUUUAUCGCCUUACUCUCAGGAUUAUUGAGGAUGGAGUUGAAAACAUUGAAAAUAGUGAGUUUUGUAUCAUUUAAUGAAGUUCUCCAACUUUAAGACAGUUAUACAAAAAUGGAGUUUAAAGGCCCAUCUAUGCCAGGAAUGCCAAAAUUUAUGACAGAAGAGUAAAAUGUUUGCACCCACAUGUGUGUUCUGCUUGAUUUUAUGAGCUCAAAGUAACUGUGAAUCUGCAGUUUAAUGAAUUUGUCUCAUUUCCGUCUGUCCUCAGGAUUAUCCGUGUCUACAGGGGGAAGAAAAACUUCGGCUUCACUCUGCGAGGUCAUGCUCCUGUCUCCAUCGACUCUGUCAUCCCAGGUAACAUCUUCUCAUUUAACUAUCAGAACAGAACAGCCUGUUUAGAGCCUCCUCCUCCUUUUUAUGUGUGUGGUGGUUUGUUACAAACAUUGUUCUGUGUUGGCUGAGAGGGGUGGAUGCGCUCUCCGUGGGCGAGUCUGUUGUGGUGCCAGCCGCUGCAGGUUGAAGGUGAUCAGGAGGUGUUUGUGUGUGUGACUAUGAGUGUACCAGGAAGUGGAUUUUGCAUGACUCACCAAUGAAAUGUUAAGAGGAGAACUCUCAGAACAGGCUGUGCUGUGCAGUAAUCGGCACUCAGAGCAGUCAGUCAGUGCCUCACUGUUACAUUCAGGGAGUUCAAACAGACUCUUUAGAGAUGAAGUUUCUUUCUGCUGCAUUGAAACCUCUCACAAACUACACAGAACAAAGCUAAAAGUUCAUUUAAAAGUUAAAAUGAUUUUUGCAUUAAAAGAGCGGUGUUGAGAAACUUUUGUUCUUUCUCAGAAAAGCUCUCUUGGUUCAUGUCAUUGCCUUAUAUAACAGUCAUACAAAGAGUAGCAUUAAUUGUGUAUCUGCAUUAUGAGAUUCACAACAGCAACAUAGAUUUGACGGCAGAUGUUUCUAUAGAAAGAUACCAACAUUGUCAACGCUUGACAGAUUAUUUUCUUUUGAUUUCAAUUUAUGAGUUGUGUGAUUUCACUACAAUAUUAUUCACUUUUUUAGUUGGAUAAUUUCAGAUGUUUCCUCUGAUAAUGACUUAUUUUAUAUCUUAAACAGAGCUAGUUAUUGCAUUACAAUGGGUUCAUGUAUCUCAGUAUCUUUAGGAUGAAAAAGCUUUUUUCUUACAAUGAAAAGUUCAUUUUCAGCUGUACUGCCAUUGUCUAUGUUAAUGACGAAAGUUAAGUCCAUUUCUGUCUGUUUUGGGCUUUUGUAACCCUGGCAAUAGGAAUUAUGGUAAUCUAAUGUUAAAGCCACUGUGAGGAGUUUUUGAUUGAUUAUGAAACAGUUAUGAAAUGAGCAGUGUCACAUUUUUAUGAUGUAAAAAAGCAAAUGAGACCAUUUUCGACAAUGCUGACACUUUCUGUACCUUACUUUUUAUGCCUGUAACUGCUGUGAGGGGGUAGGUACACUGGAGGAUUUGUGGAUUUUGACUCUGCAAAUAUUAGAAGUGUUUUAGAAGUCUGACUGUAAAAUAACAGUUGAGGGAGGCUUUUUGACAACCAGCUCCAUUUUCAAGUGAUGAAAUAAGAUCGGCAAGCAAAAAGUUCAAAAAGUUGUAAUAUUACAACAAUUAUAAAACAAGCUCUAAAUAAAAUGUAGGGCAUAUUUUCCACAAUAACUACAUAUGUUCAUGUUCUAGACAUUGUAAUAAACACAAAAAAAUAUAUAUUCAAAGCAUUUUACUUAAUACAAUCAGAUUAAUCCAGUCAAGUAAAUCGAAGGGAUAUUGCUCAAUCAAAAAAAUGGAGGUUGUGUGACUUCUUCACCUAAGGGCGGGCCUUAUACACAAAUGUUGGAUCAAAUCGCAUUGUGAGAACAAACAAUAGGACCCAAUGAUCAUGUUAAUGUGGUUGAACUAAAAAAAAAAAAAAAAUUAGAGGUUUUGUGGGGAUAACCAAAAUUGUUUUAAUUCUGCAACACUGGGUCUUACAGGGUUAAAUUGAGAUUUAAAAGGAUUAACAUGUUACCACAAAAACAUCAAGUUUAUGUCUGUCAUAUUAAACACUCAGAGCUGCUAGUGAGGUUAUUAUUUGUAUCCCUGUUGCUUCUUUAUUUGGUGACUAUAAGAGUGCAGCCUCAGACAAAUUGAAAAUCAAAAAUAUGAUUGUUUCUGGCUUUUGUAGCAGGUAGUGCACAGGAUUAAAACUAAAUAUAAAUCCCCAUAAAAACCACAAGAAGUAUGAUGCUCUUAUGCUUUAGUUUUUGAUUACCAAUAAAAUAAACAUUAUGGCUUUUUAGAGGCCUGGCAGCAUAUUACCAUUAUCAGCAGUUGGUUGACACUUUAUUGAUGACAGAAACAAAAGAGCCAACAAUUGUUUCCAGUGACUUAAGUCAAUAUAUUGAAUGUGUAUUUUCUAAAAUGUCAAGUAUUGGCUUUUUUUCACACUGCAGAUCAAUUCUUUUGCAUUGUCUUUUAAUAUGAAGUUUACAUCCAAACACGGCACAGCUUCUCAGCCCAGUUUACGGGUUCAAUCAGAGUGAAAAUCCAGAUUUCUUAAAUGUUCUGGUUUUUAAUUAUAGUGCUUGUAGUUGUAUUUUAUCCCAGCUGAAUCAGCGUUUGGCACUGAAGUCAAACACUGUGUAAUAUUUGUUGGGGUAAUUGCUACUAAGAGCUUUUGUCAAACACGUUAAUUACUUUUAUUUUUUUUAAUUUGCAGCAGUAAAAGCUUAUUUAAUUAACUGUUAUUGCUUACACAAAUAAAAACAGCAGACAAGAGAGCCUGCAAAGUAGCUGUGGUGGGAAUAUGCAGGAAGGGAGGUGUGUAUGCGAGUGUGUAUUUGAAGAUGACGGCACUGUUCCCGCCCACCAUCAUCUCCCACCAUCAUGUGCUGAAGCGGCCAGAGCCGACUGACUCAGUGGGCCUUAUGGAGGUUGAUAUGGAGAUGGAGGGGGUGGAAAGCAUGUCUCUGAUCGUGAUCUGAAUGCUGACAACCAGAAAACCACAAACACAAAUUGAGAGUCUGCCUCGUGGCCUAUGAAUGUGCCUGUGUAACACAAAAGGGUUUGUUGCAUCUAAAACUUUGAGUUCAAAAUAUCAAAACAAAACUUGACAUUCAAUGUGAGGAAAAACUCACCAGAGAUGACACAUGAGGAGGCGACUGUGGACAGUACAGAGCAGUCGGAGCAGAUUCCACUGAGGUUUAUUUUGACAGCAUUUGUGUCCUUACGUAAUACAAUUUACGGAGAUCAUCUCGUUUGUUGAUGAUCUUUGUUGGAUGUCAUACGCAGAUUGACAGCCUGGCAUUAGUCAUCAUCGUCUUCUUCCUCUUCCACCAGUCUGCUCAGUGCACCUUGUUAGCAGGUUAAGCUGUGCCAGGAUCUGUUUCUUUUUCAAGGUCUGAUUGAUGUUCAAUUUCUGCCAUCUUUCUCUCCAUCACAGAUAGCCCUGCUGAGGAGUGUGGACUGAAACCAGGAGACCGUAUCCUCUUUCUCAAUGGACUGGACAUGAGGUCUGUCUUCAAUAAAUAAUAUUAUUAUUAGAAGCAGUAGUGGUAGUAGUAUUUCGUCUGUUCCUGCUGUCCAAGUUCUUGAACUCAGGUGGAAUAUAAAUAAAAAUAGGGGCUUGUUUUUUCCAGGAGAAACCAUCUGCUACCACUAUAAAAACAUCUUUUACAUAGUGCCAGAUUUUCCACCGCUGAAAACAUGAAGCUCAUAUUUAGUUUUGUUAUGGUUUAUUCAUUGUUUUAGUCUUUUUUGGGCUGAGUUCAUUUUUUCAGCUUGUUUUUUUCUGUGUCCCUGUCCUGCCAACAACCCAGAGGAGAAAAACAAAAUUUUCAGCCAUGAAUCAGCCCGGACAAAUAUGAAGUUUACCAAAAAUUGUCACAUUCAAAUUCUGACUUUGGAGAGAUUUGAAAUACACAAGAAAUAUUUAAGAAAAUGGAUUGGGGGAUGUACUGAAAAUUUAAGCACAUACAGAGGUAUGCAGUACUUGAAACAGGAGAAUCAGCCAACUUGUAUUUUGAAUAUAUGAAAGAUUGGGGCUAGUUGUCCAAUUUGUAACUCCUUGAUGCAUGUAUCUCCCAUGAUUUAAGUGAAAAAUCAAAGUUUAUGCUUCCAGCUUUAAAUGAAUAAUUUUGAAUGAUUUAAAACUUUUACAAAAUUGGCUGUUUUGUGCCCAAAUGUUAUACAUUUGUCCAGAACAAACUCCCGAACUUUCCUUAACUUGGUGGUCAGAAGCAUCAUAAUCAGUGGCUGCAGUUCAAUUGUCAGAAUGACUUUAGCAAGUUUUACGGUUAGAGUUGUUGCUGGCAUCUGAGAACACACUCUGAUCACUUUAAGGGGACAGUUGGUUCCUUUUUCUGUGUCAUUUUAUUGUAAUCAGGAGUUCUUCUGCUCUCUGUGUUCAUUUAUUUGAAUGUAUUUACAAACAUGUACUUCUAAUGUUUCUGCAGUAUCCCAUCCCUGCUGAUUUUCUAAAGCUAUGGUUAAACACAGGCAGGGCUUUAUGUGGUUUACAAGUAGUUUCACAUUAUUGCAUUUAAUUUCUUUUGUUUGGAUGCACCUGAUAAAAAUGACAGUAAAUAUCAAAAGUUUAAGCCUCACCUAGAAUGUAAUAAACUUCUGUAAUCUGAAUAGAUAUAAUGAGGGGACAGAAAGAAAAAGAACUGCAGACUGAGAUCACUUUGAACAGCAUGCAUGGAAAUAAAACACAGUGUCCUACCUUGUUCCCUAAAAUCAUCCUUUAUUUUCAGAAUAACUAUCACCUGAAAAGUUUAACUCUCAAUUUUGUUCCAACAACUGGUGAGCCAAGUGUAGGGAGCCUGAGGCUUGUUAUUUAAUGUCUAAGAAGUAAAACUGAUAGGGUGCAAAAUGACAUUGCUGGCAGCAAACUGCACAAAAUGAUGAAACAAUGACAUUGGGAGGUUCGUUUUAGUAUGAGAUGUCGCACUGCAAUAUUUAACUCAGAGAUUUCUUUCUCUCGCUCUCUCCGAUCAGGAUCUAGAAACGACUGUGUAGGGUACAAACUAAGUGCUGGUGUAACACUAGUUUAUCAGUCUUAGAUGGGGACUGUAGACUGUGCCAGGGUAAAGAUGCGAAAACAGUCAGUACCUGGAUCACCCGUCCAAGUAUCGCCUAUGUGGGGAAAACAGCGUUGUGUGUAUGAAACUUAGCAAUUUCACAGUGACAAAACAGUCCACUAAUCUCUUUUAAGGUUUGAGGAAGGUCUAUGCAUGGAGAGGGCACCACUAAGAGACAUUAUUAAAGAAAAAAUAAGGCAAAUGUAAAAAAACGUUAUGGCAAAAUAAGGGAAAAGUUAAGAAAAACUAAUAUGAUUGAUAAUAGGCAGCUGCAAAACCAUAAAACACAGUGUAGCAAGCAGUUGGACUCAAUUCAAAAGUGAUGUUAUUUGAUUGAAAGGCCAUAAAAAGAUACCAAACUCAAAACUGGCAACUUUUUGUCAAUUUUCUUAUGAUUUGCACAUAAGCAUAGCCUUUGUGUGAAAAUCACAUGGUGUGGUUUUACCAACUGUAGGCCUUUUUGGGUUAAUUCACCGCUAUCAGUCGACAUCAGUGGUUCUCAAGUCCAGUCCUCCAGGCCCACUGUCCUGCAUGUUUUGGAUGUUUCCCUGCUCCAGCACACCUGAUUCAAAUGAUCAGCUCGUUAUUAAGCCAUUACCAGAGCUUGAUAACGAGCUGAUCAUUUGAAUCAGGUGUGUUAGAGCAGGGAAACAUCCAAAACAUGCAGGACAGUGGGCCUCGAGGACUGGACUUGAGAACCACUGGUCUAAAUGAAUCUGGAAAGUUGCUCUGUCAUGGCAAAAUCUAGCUGGCUGUUUACUUUUAUAGUCUUGAUGCUAACUAAGCUAACCAGCUGCCGGCUGGGGCUUCAAAUAAACAGACCUUCAAAUCUUGGCAAACACUGAGCAAGCCCGGCUGUCUCUUAGAGUUAAAAAUAUAACGUCUAACUUCAAAAAGGACAAACAAACUUUUUAUCUUUGUUUGUUCCUUAAAAAAAACUCUACAGUAAAAAUUAAAGGUGAAACAUUUUAUUGCUAUAAGCUAAGCUAGCUAGCUGUCUACAAUUAGCAGUCAGACGUUAGCAGCAGCAAUCUCAUUUAACUCUUUGAAAGAAACAGUGAAUUAGCAUGUUUCCCAAAAAUACUGUUUUCUACCUGAGCACUCUUCUCAAACACUGAGUUGUGUGUCUGUGUAGGUUCAGUGUGUAUGUUUGGGGCAAAGCACAUGAACUCAGCUUUUAUGUAAACUGAGUUUUUUUUGUGGGUGUAGUUAUCGUACUUUUGUGGACUUAACAACUUCUUGACCUUCUGUUUCUGGAGCUUCAGUAAGUCAGUGUGGGCGUCCAGAUAAGAAAUUCUUCAUGGAUGAAACUGUUUCGCACCUAUAUGAGCUCACACAGUAAAUACAGUAGAUAUACUGAAGACAUCAGCAGAUAUAUACCCAGUGCAGUGAGAAGACAGAGCGCUAUUCAUUUUCUGCCACCCUGACUGCCACGUGAGAGAAUUACAGAGCUGUUCCCAUGGCUGCCUGAUGCUCUGAUUUGAUUGGUGCGGUGUAAUUUUGCUGCUAUUCCUGAUAACACAGUGAAGAAGUAGGAGGUGAACAGCAAAACAGAAUUGCUUUGCAGCGAGACAGAGAAAAGAACAAGAAAGAGCUUUUAAGUGUUGUUUACAAGCAAAUUGAAUAUGACAUCUUUAAAGAAGAAAAAAAAAAGAUACUUGAAAAAUCAGUUAAGCAUGUUCCUGCAGUCAUCUCAGAUGCAUCUCUGCUCUGUCUAACUCCACCAUUUUUGUCUGCUUGUUUACUUCAAUGCCACUACAUAAAAUUCAGAAUUACUCCUUGACACAUAGUCUUUGUCAUUUCUUGUUUAAGGAACAACAUGUCCUCAUUGUUUAUAACAUGCUAAACAUGUUUAAAUGAGUCUGUCAUCCACUGAAUCUUGUACUGCCGAGGACAGCACAGGUUCUCACAGAAAAUCCUAUGAAACAUAAAUAUGUAUUAAACAAUGUUUUGUACAGUACACAUCUGAUCUUCUCUCCAUUCUCCCUGAUUAAAUAUGGGGGAGUAGGAAGAGUCAGAGCCCAACCCCACAUGAGUGAGCUCUAGCCCAAUCAGACUUCCUGACCUGGCUCUGCCUUCUUCUCCUCUUCCCCUCUUUCCCACAUCUCGCUGCAGACUCUUCUCUCUGUUUGCUUCCUUCUAUUUUCUUUGAACUCUCCGUGUCUAACUAAGUGCGUAUUGUUUCCAUCAGGGCACAAGUAUUUUGGGGUUUAUCUGGAAUGAAAGUGUUAUCAAGUGAGCUGUGAAACUUGAUUAGCAUAUCACAAUCUACGGCUGAAUUCAUUGAUGCAUUUUAAUAAUGUCGCAGGGUGUGUUUUUGUGCAAAAAUGUCAGUGUUUUCAGUAUCCUCAAAAAGACUUUCAUAACAUAUUUAAGAGGUUUUGUGAUGAACACAACAGUAGAGAAAUGCUAAUCUUUUUUUAGGACCUUUUGCAACCAUAUUCACAGGGUGCUGAAUGUGAUAAAUUCAGCCUUAUAUUAAAGUUUUAUGAUCUGACGUACUGUUGAUAUUAUUAUCCAGUUAAUCUGAUUUGCAGCUGAGUAUCCACCUUUCACUUUUCUCUCUUUCAGGAACUGCUCCCAUGAGAAGGUGGUGUCCAUGUUACAGGGCAGCGGUGCGAUGCCGACUCUGGUGGUAGAGGAGGGUCCGUCUGACUACUCCUCAGAACAAACAGACCCAGAGGAAUCUCCCAGCAUGCCUCCAACCUCCAUGCCCCGCUCCAGGUCAGCGCACGCCGACAAACCUGACAUUUUGAUUUGACUAGCCUCCUCUGUCAUGACACUGCAUGUUUUGAAAAAAGUGGCUCAUGCAAAGGAGAAGAAAUUGUGACAUAAUCCCAAAGUCUGCAUAAAGAAGUUUCACUGGUGUCCUGCUCUGUUGAUGUUCAGGUCUCCUGCCCUGAGCUCUCUGCAGUGGGUGGCAGAGAUUUUACCACCUAGCAUCAAAGUCCACGGACGGACCUUCAGCCAGCAGCUGGAACACCUGCUGACUAUUCAGGAAAGAUACACGGUCUGCAAGUCUCUGGAGACUUUCUUCCAGCACAGGUCAGUGGGAGGGAGGGAUGGAGGAGGUUUUUAAAUGAAGGUAGUCAGAAUCGAUGGAAGGAUGUGAGAGGAGUGAUAAUGUUGAUUCCACUUCAGUUUUCUCCUUCUGUCAAACUUUCUUUAAGACGUGACUAACGGGUCAGCUUUCAUUGACAAAUAAGUUUUAAUGUAAAUGAGCUGUUGCCAGGGAAACUGUAUUUUAACAUACUUAUUAUAGUCUGUUGCCAUGGAGGCUCUUCAUGGAGGCAAAUAGAGGAUUAGAUGAAUGAUGGACUUUGAGAAAAAAGUAAAGAAAUAAGUGUACUAAGCUCCAUAUGCUUUUUUCUCUAUUUUACAAUACAAGUUACUAUGGUAACCCAUUUCAGCCAGUUUACAAAAGUUAUUAUAUGUAUGACUUACUAUAUUGUUUUGAUUUUUCAUCUCAUAAUAACUACUUACUUUUUAAAAACUUACAUCCACUAUUAAGCUUUGAUAUUUCCUUAGCUUUUAUCAAUAAAUUUACUUUUCGUUUUUCCAUUUCUUUCAGUUCAGACAGGUGAGCAUCACAAAUUACAACAAAGGUUUAUCAGCAUAACAUUAAAGUGAUCGCAUAAAUUAUAAAGCCAAGAUUCAACAUAUUUCCCAUAGAUUUAAAAGCAUUUGCCUUUUCUUAGGAUUUAGACAUGGUGUUUGUAGUUUGGUCAUAUUGUUGGUGAGAGGAGAAGCAUGUGUUGCUCAGAAGUAGAUUUAAGAUAUAGUAGUAUAUCUUUCAAGGACUUGGACAUAAGUCUGCAAAAGCUGCAAGCAGGUACAUAACUAGAAGUGGUUAGAGUAACCUCUUACAAAGUCCCCCUUAUAGUCUCCAACAGUAGCUCUGUUUCUUCGCAAUGGACGUCCUUAAAAAAUGUUAUCCAAGCAAAUUCCUGCUUCUCCAGCUUUGUUAUUUCAUAUUUAACACCCAUGAGUGAAUUGUGAGGAACUAUUCCUCCAGAGAAACUCCAAUGUUAAUGUGUUUGUUCUAAUAGGGCCUAAUGUGCUCUGUUAAGUUGUUCUCCAUCAAUUAUAAACUUCAACACAGGUCUCCAGUGGUCUAUCUUGUGGUUGAGAGUUUUACACUUUAAUAAACAUUCAUGUAACCUCAUAGGGUUCAGUCUGCACUGUUCCUUCACAUCUAUUACAUAACAGUGAUGCAUUUAAAAGUGUUGCAAAAACCACAUUAUGGAAUAUUAACUGGAUAUGAAUAUGAUAUAAUACGGUGUCUUAUUUAUCCUCUAUAUUUUAAACAGGGACAUUAAAAAAAGGAUGAAGUCGAGAAAAGAGAUGGAGGGAGCUGUAGCUUUGUAGAUGAUGCAAACAUGUGAUGCCCCAGGAUUUUACGCAAAAUAGCAACUGAAUUUUACAGCAUGUGCAUACAGUAUGAAGACCCAUAGGCUUAAAUCCUGCUGUUACUGAUAGGCCUGUUAUCCUCCCACCUUCGGUUAAUCGGAUUUCAUCCUGUAUCUCAGCUACACGUGUCAUUAUAGCUGUAAAGACUAUAAAUGUGAGCUUAAUCGAUUCCAAGCUGUAAACAAGGUUUUUUCUUGUAUGAGGUAUGUGUAUGUGUUUAAAUGUAAUAACGCUAUGUGUGCCUAUUAUAUGUGUGUGUGUGAUGUUUGCAGGAAUGUGGACACUCUCAUAGUAGACGUGUUUCCGGUGUUGGACACUCCAGCCAAACAGCUGAUUUGGCAAUUCAUCUACCAGCUUCUGACGUACGACGAGCAGGAGCGCUGCCAAGGCAAGCUGUCACGCUUCCUGGGCUUCAAGAGCACCGGUGAGUCAAAACCACAAGCAUGCAUAUGAUCUGCAUAUAUAUAUGUAUAUAUACAGUAUCAGCUGUGAGGUUUCCUAAUCAAUAAAAACACAGGGUGAAUCAUAUUAAACAUCAAGCUGUAACUCCCUGGUGUUUUAUACAACCACUGCAGGCACAAAGUAGCAGCUGUGCAUAAAUGGCUUUUAAAUUAAAAAUGCAGCACUGAAGGUGUGUGUAUGUGUGUGUGUGUUUUACAGCAGUGUUAGAGCCUGAAGUGGGUCCAGAGCAUCACCGUCGGAGCAGCUCCAUGCGGGUGACAGGGUCGUCGUACCGCAGCAGCAUGCGGGAGAGGAGCUCUGAUGACUGUAUCAUUGGGACUCACCUAGGAAUGGGUACGCUGCACAUGACCACAGCAGGCUGAACUGUUAUGUCUGUUUUCUCAGUUAGUUAAUGUGGCUCUCUCGAGAGCUACCCUGCUCAGCAUGUCUUGUCUGACACCUAACACUUGCUAGACUGUGAUCAAGAUGUGUAUCCACUCUUACAUAUCAAUGUCAGGAGUCUGCAGAAAUGUCCAUAAAUGUGUGAGUGACCCAAAUAUAAGACUUUGUUUCCUGGAAAAAGACAGGAUAGUCAUCAUCGUUUAGCAAGAAAAUGCCAGCGUUUGUUCACAUCAGAGAAUGGGGACACUUCUUUGAAGAGUAAGUUUACCUCUCAUAACUGAGGCCAGCUGUCAGUCUUGACUGCAGCACCAAGGGGAUGAAAGAUGGAGAGACAAAGAAGCACAAAAGUAGGACAAGUUAACCAACAACCGAGGCAGAGUUAUGAAGCCCAUUUUAAGAUAAUGGUCCUGAACGCAGCAGAGACAUUACACAGCCGUCAAACUGCCGAGAAAUAUGGUGUCUCAGGGAAUGAUGUCUGGAGAUGGCAAGCUCACAGAAGACAGUCUCAAAAUGUGUGUGUGUGUGUGUGUGUGUGUGUGUGUGUGUGUGUGUGUGUGUGUGUGUGUGUGUGUGUGUGUGUGUGUGAAUGAGUGUGCCACUGAAAAGCAAAAGUAAGGUAUGCCUGUUCGCAGACCUCCCAUCCAUUCAUCCAGAUUUUAAUUUUCAUGGUAUUAAAGAACAGAGACAUUUUUGGUGUUUUUACACAUGUGGUCAUAUUUUAUUCCUUCUGAAAAAUUACACUUUAAUGAAACCCCAACUAGUUAAAAGGUUAAAAACGACAGCCUGUCUUGUUUUAUUAAAUAUGUUUUACAAAUCAUUAUUUUAAAUGAAGUGUUUUAUUUUAAUGAACAAGAUUUAACUUUUUUCAAAAGAGCUUAGAUCAAUCCUGAUACAUGCAAGUAGUUCUCUCUGGCUCCUGUAGCAUCAGUAUGCAACUAUAAGUGUAAUAUAUUAUUACAUAUUAAACUCUCACACUGUUUGUCAGAGUCACAGGUGUUCAUGGGUUUCCAUUUCCAUUGCUAACUUCUGCUCCAGGAGCUAUGCUGUUUACCUUUUUGCUCCUCCAUGCUGCCCUGCUCCUCUUCAUCCUCUCCCUCACUGUUUGGGGGUGGAUGGAAGAGGGAGGCUCACAGACGUCCGUGUGUCACUGUUCAUGCUUUAUUGUGCUUUAGGGAUUCAUGUGGAUGAAUCUGGGAGCCCGGAGGAGAGGCAGUCAGGAGACGGAACCUCCUUCCCCGAGUCCCCUGACCUCAAUCAUGUAGGUAUAACUGCAGCUUUUUAGCGCCUUGCUACACAGUGACUGGCAUUAUAAAUGCUAGUUACGUUUUCUGUGCUCUCUAGUCUCACAUCAUUUGAAGGUCUGCACAUAAUUCCUGCAACUCAACAUGUGCUAUAAAAUCUGAUUUGUGGCUGCGGUUGACCUGCAGUUUAUGAAUUAUUCCUAAAACCACCAGACCUUCAAAGCUAAUGUGACUGUGUGCUAAUCAGCUGAUCAUGCCUCCGCCCGUAGAUGACAGGUGUGUACACCGAGCUCGAGGCCAUGUACACAGGGAAGCCGCCACCGCAGGGUGGCUCCCCAGCAGAGCCCGAGGGCCCGGGACAGACUGAGGGCUAUGGGCGCCCUCUCUCUCCCCUCACACUCCCCCCUCUCACAGGUACAUACGGGGCUGACACACACAUCCAAACACACAGUGCUCACGCUUGCAGACACAUGCUUCUACUGAAGGUUCCCACCCAUGUGCCAUUAAAGCUUCAUGCUUUUACAGCAAGAUUACUAUAAUCAGGCAGGAGGGAAAGCUGCAGCACUUAAAGCCUUGAUGGCACAUGACUGAUGCCAUGUUCAUGUUUGUGCGAUACCAGCUACUGAAUAAAGGAAAAAGUGUUUGUGAUUUGUUAUGAAGAUGUGGCUCAUUAUAAGGGACAACAAUAGCAUAAGAUCAGCCAUUGUUCGAAUUUUCAUUCAAAUUGACAUAAUUUAAGGUUAUUAAACCAAAUACUUAUCUUCUCACCUGCAUUUUUGUACUUAUGAGUGUUUACAUUUUUUAAAGCUGGUUCCAAAUUCUAAAGCUCCUGUUGGUAACUGUUUGUGUUGAUUUUGUGUCCUCUGUGGACAAAGCAGUCUUUUAUUUAUGAACGAAAGUCAUCCCACUGCCCUUUUACUCAUUCACACACACAGUGAAUCUUUACUGUGGAAGUGUAAACUAAGUCUGUUUGUGCACCAUACUGCACCAUGUUAAAAAACAACCACCGAAGACUCAUCAGUCUCCUCACUGAUGGAGUCUUUUGCUUUUGUGGAUCAUGAGGAAGCAUCAGUAUGAAUCUGUUUCAGAACCAGGUAAAAACCACUGAAAGGAGCUUUAAAAUAGCUGGUUUUAGCAGUGAUGUGAACAUGGCAUGAGAACAGCUGAUCAAUAAAUGUCUUUAAGAAAUCAUUCAUAGUCUAUACUAUGUGUGCAUUUAUGAGCCUGCAGUUUACCUUUUUUUGUUGCUAUAGUAACUUCUCAGAGGAAAGAUCCUCAAAGCAGCAACAUGACCAAGAAGUCACAUAUAAUUUCUUAUGGGAAUAAGAAGCAUAAAGAUAGAAGAUGAGUCAACCAAUUAAAAGAACUUGACAUAAACAUCACAUGGAGCAGGUUAUACAGAACACGUGCAACAUGCUAAUGGCAGCCAUCUUUGAUUUCCUUCUUCAUAGGAAACCGUAAAUCAGGCCUCACCCUCUCCUGGAAAGAGCCUCUUCCAACUCCUGUCUAUGAGAUCCAGCACCAGAGCAGUGUGGACUCCAAUCCUUAUGUCAGCCUUGAAAGCCCCCCUGCUUCCCCUGAGCCCUCGGAUGGUGGUCCCAACACACUGAACCGCCGCAAGAAGUUGUUCACCUUCUCCCGUCCGCCUCGCAGUCGGGAUACAGACAAGUUCCUGGAUGCUCUGAGUGAGCAGCUGGGGCACCGGGUCACCCUGGUGGAUGAUUUUAUACCUGGAGAGAACGACUAUGAGGAGGUGAGUUAAACCUAGCUACAUUUAAACAUCUACAUUUAUUAUGUGUUUUUAUUUAUUCAGGUCUUUAUGAGUUAUUUUACACUGUUGAACUUAAAUCAAAGCUCAGUUCAUUAAAAUUCUAGUAUGUUGUUAUUCCUCGCUCCAUGAUACCUUAUAAAGUGGUGCAACCUCUUGUCAGUCUGUUCUCUGAACUGUGAGAAGUAGCAGUACACGGACCUCAAAAAGAAAUGAGAUCAAUUAAAAACUCCUCUAAAAUAAAAGGGAAGGGUAGACUGUAGCACGCUGACAGCUCUCACUGUGUUGGCUUUAGUGAAAUUUAUAAGUGUUCUCUCGAACCGUAAAUAAUUCAUGGAGCUGGGAAUAAAACAGUUAUUUCACAGUUUCCUAUUUCAUAUUCAAUGUGUAAUCUAUGAAUAUAGAUACAGGGUUUUUAAAUACAUUUUGACACCUUAGUAUAAUUACUGUGAACUGUUGAGAUUGUGACUAAACCAUUGGCAGACUCUAUGCGGUGCCAGUAAGGCUAUUUUUACAUUCACAGAUACAAACUAUGGGAGUCUUAAUACUGUUCAGGUCAUUAGUCUUCUGUCAUACAUGGUGAAAUACUAUCAUUUAUAAAACCUGGCUUUCUUACUAAUCACCCAGGUGUGUCAAAUACUAGAUUCUGAUUGGUCAAAACCCCACAACAACAGUUAUUCAUUCUGAAUAGCAAAAGUGGCAACAGAUACAAACUAAUCACAUAGAAGGAAAUCCUAGAAACAAGCAACAACAUUAAAAUACGAAAGGAACUUGAUUAAAGGGACAUCAACCAAAGUGAAGAAAACAUGCAAAGUUACAGAGAACCGAAUUUUAUACAGGUGCUGCUGUUAUUCCCCACAUCAUCAAAAUCAUCCUUGGGUUAAUAUUUAGAGUCAAGUUUAUAUCCUAAAAUCAUAAUGAACCACUCAGUUUACAUGAUCCCUCUCUGAGUUAGUCUGCAGCAUAGUUUGAUCCUGAUAAAAACAGCCUCACCUUAAUGUAAGCACACGCUAGGACAGUGUUAUUGAUUAAUUGAUUGAUUGAUAUAUUUAUUUUGAUCACAUGAAUGAAACUUAAAAACAGAUGAAAAUACAAAUAAGUGACAAAGAAAAAAAACAAGACAGUAGCUGAAUCUGCAAUCCUCUUAUUUUUUAAGCCUAACUCAAAUCAUAACACUGUCUUAUCACUGUUUGUUCACAGUGAUUAUACUAAUGCCUCGUGGUUACUUUUCAUACUGUGGUAGAGACGUUGUAGUUUUGCAUGUUGGCAUUAGAGCAACUCUAAUGUGCGCUACAAUGAACACUUGUGUCACAUGAACAGAUAUAUCAAGGUGGUUGUCAUGGUUUCAGAAGAAGAGGGGUGCUUGUAAGUAAAACAUGAUACUCAGUUAUAUGGUAGAGUCUAUUUUUGUCUGCUUAUUUCUGAGUAGAAAUCUAAGUUUGUGGAUAUUCUUACAGUUUCAAGCAUUGCUGUGAUUUUCAUUAGAAAUUCAGGGGGGGUAUAGAUGUGCAUUAUUUAAAGGGUUUGCAGACAUUCCUAUAUGGCUAUAACUCUUUAAAUAGAUUUGGUUUGAGAAGUUUUAUCUAUAAAGUGCAUGUGUGUCUGAUCCAAGUCAAUUAGCGGGCUUUUAUUUUCUUUUAUUUUGUUGAUUUUCUGGCAUAUUUGCGCCAAAACAAGGCAAAAAGUAAAGAUUGCAAAUGCACAUAGAUAAGCAAAUUUAUAAAACGUAUAGAAGCUACACAAAUUUUUUAACUUUCAUUUAUAAACAGCUGUAUUUAAGAGUUUAUAAAGGUGGCAGUUGUGAUUGCUUCAUCUAAUGGCGCCACUUUCCCCCAUCCAGAUGAGUUUCCAGGAGGACCAGGACCUUGCCUUCAUGCCCCGCCGGCUCAGCAGUGGCAGCAGCGAGGAGCACAGCAGCAGCGACGAGGCCUCUUCCCCCACCUACUCCUCCGAAUCUGAACCCAUCCCACCACCUCCUGCCCAAAGUCCCCCUCCUCCCCCACCGUUCCAGGCUCUGAUCCCACCUCCAGUCCAGUUCACCGAUCCUCUACCACCUGUUCGUUUCUCCCCUGAGCACGUCCCCCGCAGUCGUAUGCCCUUCCACCCACACCACCCGAUCAUCCCUCCUCCCCCACCUCCUCCCAGGACCCUCCUCACCAGUCGCUCUCCUCUUCACAAAGUCCUCCCCACCAGAGAAGAAAUGGAGAACACUCACCAGCGCUUCCAAGCCACCACCACCCGCCACUCCACUGUCCAUACCAUCCUGGGCUCCUCCACCUUGCGCUCCUCACAGCCGUCCCGCUCCAGCUACCUCCCCCGGCAGCUUAGUCAGCCCCAACCCAUCCUCCAGCCGUCCCCAGAACCCACCCCUAAUCAGCCGCUGAGACCGAGUCACCUGGUCCUUCAGAGGCACCACCAGCUACACCACCAGCACAGCUACCAGGGCCCUCUGCCUCCAUCCCUGCAGGAUCACAGCCCAACUAAGUGUCAGAGCAAAGGGUCCACAGGACCACUGCACACCCAGUCUUCAGUUUCUCGCUCCACCCUCCCUGGUCACACUAAGACCUAUGAAACCACAAGACAGGAUCACCAGUCACCACAGGUAUCAUCUGCAGUUAGGACACUUAAAUAACAGUACAUUACGCACAUUACAGUAACAUGUGCCUGAAACCUUGAAUUUUUUUUUUCAUCAUCAAGGCACCUCCACCUCCACCACCACCCCUGCCCCCACCAUGUGACCCACCUCCACUGCCCAAAUCUGAUGUCAGUGCUUCGGACACCAACCACAUGAGCGUGAAGAGGCUACGCUGGGAGCAGGUGGAGAACUCAGAGGGGACCAUUUGGGGUCAGGUGAGCGCUGAUCAGCAUUACAUAAUAUUCUGAUGAUAAGAAGUGAUAUUAAAAAGUCGAAGGCACGACUCAGUCUAAAAUCCCAAGAAUCUCCCAGACAGUAAAUACAGUGAAGGACAACUUGUGAAUGUUCACGCUUUGGCUGUGAGUUUUCUCACUCCUCCUACAUCUAUCAUUCCGUAUUUGGAAAGAGCGACUCAUCGACUCUGUUGUGUCUCUGAUGAGUCAUGGCAGCGUCAAAGCAAAAGUCUUUGUAAACAGAAUAUGGUGCUCCUCAUCUGUUCAAAUACACCACAAUGUGGACUCUGUGGUUCUGGUUUCCAGCCCUAUCAGACAUGUCUGUUUACUGUCUAUAUAAAAGGAACUUCUCAACAGCUACCCCUGAGUUAUAACUCAGACUAUGUCUGUGGAGAGCACUUUAUUGAGUCCUUGUCCUUGUCUUUGAACUUGUUUAGCUUGGAGAGGAUUCAGAAUAUGAGAAACUCACUGAUAUGGUGAAGUACCUGGACCUUGAUUUGCACUUUGGGACCCAACGCAGACCCAGUAAGUCAUCAAUGUCACACUUGAAACCACUUUGUAUGUUGCCUCACAUUGUGUUGCAUUACAUCAUGCUUGAUUUGAAAUUAGGAUAGUAUUCCAUCAAGCUAGAAAUCAGAGUUUGCUGGAAAAGUGUGUUUAUUUGCUCACAUUUCCUGUUUUGUUUGUGCCUUCACAGUUUUGAUGCUCUGCAUAACCUGUUUUUGGAGCUGCUUACUUCACCUGUUCAUCACUUCCACUCUCCAUACGGCACCAAACUCCCCCCGAUACUCUCCUCUCAUAACAGAUCUUAGUAAUAACACAGCUCUGCUGGAGGAAAAACACAACUCUCUGUUAUUUAUUGAAGAUUUCUCAGACCUUUUGGCCUCCAGACACUCAAGUGACAGAGCUGCGUUAUUAACCCAUACACCUGCCACCUGUUACCACAGUAUGUUUGUGCGUAUGUGUGUGUGUUAAUUUACGUGUAAAUGUGUGUCUUCGUGUGAUUGUGUUGACCCCCUGGUGCCUGGAGAACCUUUCCUUACACUGUUGUUGAAAUUAUCAGUGUCCCCUCCAGAGCCAGCCUUCCUGCCAGACAACUUUAAAAAGAAAGACGUGUUGGAGAUUCUGUCUCAUAAGAAAGCCUACAAUGCCUGUGAGUACCAUGAAAACAUACAGAAGGUCAGACAUCUGGUUGAAGUGUGUCAGGCUACUGCAAAAUAAGAAAAAGAAAGGAAUUAACAAUAGUUCAUGAAAGUUAUAGACCUAAAUGCUUGUUGACUUUGGUUUGUGCAUAAAGGAUGAAGAAAGAAUGGACCACAGCAAUUGAUAGCACCAAUAGUUUUGCAUCUAUUGCCCCCGCUAUGUGCGGUGGCUCAAGCUAAUGAUGCUAAUGCUAUUUAGUCACAUACAUUAGAUUUGCAGACUCCAGCUUGUGUGUAUUGAGAUGAGCUAUCAGCAUCUUCCCUCUCUCUAUGCUCAUUUUCACAAUUGAUUUGAGCUCCAUCCAGAUAAAAGCACACAGAAAGAAGAUGCUGACAGCUCAUCUCAACUGAAUGCAAAACACGAGCGUGAAUCUGCAAACCUAAUUUCUUAGUGGUUAAUUGUUGAGUGGGUUCAAAACUGAUGUUAGGUAUAUUACAGAGUUUAAAGUAAAGUUUCUUCUCUGAGCCAAGCAAGCAGGAGCAGCUUGCAUUAAUUCCCAUAUUUAUCUUUGUAUUCUUUUUCAGGAAUAACCUCUUGAGAUUUGUCAUCUAGAUUUCAAGGAGAUCUUCAAAAAUGUGCAAAAUGAUUCCACUCCUGGUUUUAACAAUAACAGUCAAGCCAAACUCUGUAUAGAUAUUUGAAAUUAUAAUCAUUCAGAGGUGGAUGUUUAAAAAUACUGCAGUGCAGUUACCACCCACUCAGCAGAAAGUGAAAGUUUGACCUCCAUGUCAGUGGCUGGUGGCAUUUGUAAAUUAGACAUUUCUGUAAGCUUAUUUGCAGAGAAAAGGGUCACUUUCACUCCAGUUAAAUGCAUGAUGCCUCAUUUCAAUAAGUGCAAUACUAAAAACUCCAUUUACUGUGUAAUCAGAAUUAUGUAGCUUCCUUUUAAUAAGAGCUUCUGUUUCUCACUAGAAUCAACAAGUCAAUCAUUGUACUGUUAACAAAGGACCAAACCAGCUGAGAGAGAAUGAACUGAAUUAUUCAAGCCUGAAUUAGAGAACAUGUUUAUUAAGAAAGGGGCAAUCAUCUUUUGGGAGACUCAUUCAUUUAAAUACAUUUUACAUUAAAUUAGAUGAAAACAUUGCGGUGACUAACACAACGAUUAAACAGUGACAGUGAAAGGCUGACUCACAAGAUCUGCUGCAGAUUUAAAGGAAACAUCCACUACUUUAUGAUUAUGCUUGACCAGAAUGAGUCACUGUUUGGCAGCAUUAUGUAAUACCGACUGUUAAAUAUAAAAUGCAACAAUGGUUCAAGUGAAGCGAUCAACAAACACAAUGUAAUGAUGCUGUGAUUAGAAAAGACGCUUGUUAAAGGAGAUAGGUACUUUCAGUUCUUGUUAAAGUGUUAGAGUAGAUGGAGUUAUAUAAAAUAUCUUAACACAAGUUGUUGAGGUUUCUGGUAAUCUUGCUGUAAAAUAUUCACAUUUACUUUUACUUAUGGGAUUCAUUUUAAUUUUUAGUAUAUCGUUCCAUGUGUUAAAAACUAUAAGAACUUGCCUACAUGUUAAUAUAGCAAAAUUUUAAAAGAUUGUUAGCCAAGUCAGUCAUUUCUUCACUGAUUCACUGUACAGUAUAAGAAUAAUCGAGGGCCUGUGUCCAUUAACUGCAGUUUUUUUUGUUCUAGCAGUGACUACAUUCAGUUUCAUUGCUCAACAUCCAAGACAUAGAUAGACUUCCAGUUUUUUUUUUUUUUUUGUUACUCUGUUAAAAAUAGUAAAAUUAUUUAAAAUUAUUUUUUUUAAUGUUUUGUUGUUAAAAUCCAUGAAAGUAAAAUAAUGUGAAGCACACAGCGCACUUUAAAAAUGACUUAAUCACUCCUAAGAGAAAUGCAAAAGACAAAUUUUGUAAUCUAGCAACAAUAAUUGCAAAAGUUUGAGAAGUACUUUGAAAUCUGAUAUGGAGUAGAUGGGCGGUACCUGAACAAAAUACUCUGCAAGUGGACACAGGCCCUAAUUCUUGUAAUAUAACCCUUAUUUUUGAGGUCUUGCGACUCAAUAGAAAACUACCUUGCACAUCCAUAUCAACCAGUAUUUUUUCUAGUUUUCAGUCACACAGUGUGGGAGUUUGCUAAUAAUUAAACAUGAAUUUUUUUAAAGAAAGAAAACAGACUUAAUCCUCCAUGUCCUCCCCUGUUCCCGUCCUCCUCUUCCAUUCUGCAGCCAUCCUCAUCGCCCACCUGAAGCUCUCCACCUCAGAGCUUCGUCAGGUCUUGAUGAACAUGACAACAGACAGGCUGGAGCCAGCUCACAUCAAGCAGCUUCUGCUCUACGCUCCCGACGAAGAUGAAGUCAAGCAGUACGAGCAGUUUGACGACGAUCCGGCAAAACUUAGCGACCCCGACCAGUUCAUUUUCCAGGUAGGAUUGCAAAAUUAACACCAAAGUAACAAAGCAGAAUUGAAAGAUUGGAGUUAAUGAGCUUUUUGUUGAUCACAGAUGCUGAUGGUGCCUGAGUAUAAGACCCGUCUCCGAAGCCUCCACUUUAAGGCGACCCUGCAGGAGCGGACAGAGGAGAUGAAAGUUGCAUUUGACUACAUCUAUAAAGCAUCAGUGGAGCUGAGAAGCAGCAAAAAGUUGGCUAAAAUCCUGGAGGUAAACAUUCACAACAGGGAAAUGAAAGCACGGCUUUAAGUCUGUAUGGAAAAAGUGGUUCAAUUAAGCUUUUCUGCCCGCAGUUUGUUCUGGCGAUGGGGAAUUACCUAAACAACGGGCAGCCAAAGAGCAACAGAACAACCAGCUUUAAGAUCAACUUUCUGACUGAGGUACGGCAUUUACACCUGUUCAAGCCUCUUUCUCUUCAUCAUCUGUGUUCUGUUAUUUAGUCAUCCUUUCUUUCCUGUCCACUUUGCAGCUAAGCACAACCAAAACAGUGGACGGGAAAUCCACUUUCCUCCACAUUCUUGCCAAGUCUCUGUGCCAACAUUUCCCUGAGCUGCUCAACUUUCCCAGAGACCUGACGACAGUGCCGCUCGCUGCCAAGGGUAUAAAGACGUUGGCUCUGAAUUGCUCAUUUCCUUCCUGAAAAGUCGUUUAGAAGUAAAAUGUAGUCCUCUGUGGUCGGAGAGCUUUACUGUACCCUUAAAUUUAAUGAAUAUUCAUGCUGUGUUUAUAUUAAUUACUCUUAUAUAACUGUCUGUCUUUGUAAUAGGCAGAGAAGAAUGAUUGACAUUUCUUUAAACAUUACUCAGACUUGGAAACUUCCUGAGAUCUGUUUUUGCAUUAAACACGAUGCAGACCUGCUCGAUGGCCGCUGCAUUUGAGGAGACUCAUUACUUAAUUUUUAUGUGUUGCUCGCACAGUGAACCAGAAGCUGAUCACAGCAGAGUUGAGCGAUCUUCACGCCACCAUCCAGGACAUCAGGACGGCCUGUCUGAAAAUCCCGCCCACCUCUGAGGACCACUUUGCCUCUGUCAUGAGUGUAUGUGUGCUAUUUUGCUUUCAAACACACAGACAUAUGUGCUUCUUUACUUGCAUUAACACUCCUCUUUGUAGUUCCUGUCAGAGAGCGUGUGUGUUUGUAGUCGUUAUGAGAAAAUAAGAAUAUAAAUACAGCCACAGGAGACUCUAAACAUUCAUCUUUACGCACUGAUUUGUACUCCUUAUGUUGAGUGAGAUCAUUCUGAUGUGACCUGUGACUUUUUGCACCCUCAGAGCUUCUUGGAGAACAGCCACCCUUCAAUCCAGUCCCUGGAGUCCCUGCAGACCAGAACCAUGGAGGAGUUCUCUAAGGUGGCUUCCUUUUUUGGAGAGGAUGGCAAAUCCAUGAAAACGGAAGUCUUCUUUGGUAUCUUUGCAGACUUCGUUUCCAAGUUUGAGGUGAGUGAAGCAGCUGGGAUGAUUUUUUUUUCUGUCAAAUGCAGCAGGUGUUUGACUGAUUCCCACCUCCAAAACAAUUAGGUGUUCUGCUGACAGCAGCCUGCAGCUAUGAAGUGAUUAAGUGCUGCUGUCUGCGGAAUAACCAAAUGUGCUGCACACCUGAAACAUUAUCCUGUAAAAUGAGAGGAGAUGGUUGUUUUUGUCUUGCAGAGAGCUCUGAGUGAAACCCAGACUCCAGAAAACCCCAGAAGCCCCAGACUGUCUUCCCCUCUGGCCUGGUAGAAGCAGGAUACAGUACGUGGUGUGGUGUAUGUCAGGACAAACUGACAGGCCUCUCAGCUCCAGUUUCACUCUGCUCUCCACAACCAAAGUGCCAAGAUCACACUUAGAGACACUCAAACAAACAGGGACAGAGACCACGUCAUCGACAGCGAAAAAAAAGGAAGAGAUCACAGGGUGUCUAUCUGUCGAGAAUCACUGACGUUUCCACGAGUGUCUUGUGUGCUGUUAUUUCAGGUGCUGGAGGAGCAGGAACAUUCAGGUGUCCAACAGUCAACAGGAUCUCACCGCACACUGACCCCUCAAACCAGUCUUGACAGUAUUUACAUCUCCUUUUAGCACUAUAUUAACCGUCAUUAUAUAGCCAAUAGUUAAAGACACAUCAGUAAAACCAUAAAUAUUUAUUCAAUUGUCCCACUCUUUCUCAUCACGCCACUAAAAUGAGAUGUAAGUGCUCUAAACUGGUCUGAAUACUUACAGAGUAUCUGCUAUGUUUAAUAAAUGAUUAUAUAUAGUUUAUAUUUUCUAUCAGAUCCUAUUAAAAAACUGUAAAGACUAAGCGUAGAUGUAGACUGACGACAGAAAGCACAAGUGUAGUAACAAGUUUAGUUCAGUGUAGAGUCAGGCUGGACCGCUCAGAGGGUUUGAUUGGACUGUUUUUACCGAGUUAAACUCACUGCCUCUCAUACAGCACAGUUUGAGAAGUGAACAGGUGGCUAUGCAAACAAGAAUCUCGAAAGCGUGCUGCAAAGUAACCCUCAUUAUUUUACCACCUUGAAGACCCCCUUUAGGUAUAGAAACUAACUUUUUGCCACAGCGUCAACAGGCAGAGGUGAAAUGUACCAGAGUUCUUUCUGUGGAUUAAUUUGAUUUGAUGUGAAGUGUGUGUUCAGGCUGUCAUAAUUGCCAUUGACCAAUCAGGAUCAAGCUUUUAAAUCCACCUCCUGUAAGUAAAAAAAGACACUAAAGUCCACAUUCUGAUCUGAAUUUAAAGGUUUGGCUGAUUUUGUGUUUUCAACUAGGGCUGGGCGAUAAACUGCAAAUGUACCAAUACUGAAAUUUACGAUGAUAACCAACAUCAUUUUGUCCAUGUCAAUAUAUUCGGUGUCAAAAAAUAGAUAAAUAAAUUCAAGUUGGUUUUGGAUGUGUGGAGGUAGGGUAUGGUCUCAUGUCCCUUUAAGACGCUGUCCUGUGACGGAGAUGUGACUCCACCCCAUCCAGUCCAUAACAAAGAGAGAAAGACAGGUGAGGAGAUGGAGGUUAAUGUGGGAGGGGGUGAGCAGCUUAUGGAGUAGUUAUCGUCCAUUUAUCGUUUUUGAAAUGAACUGCUCAAUAUAUCGUGAUACUGAUUUGAGGCCAUAUCGCCCAGCCCUAUUUUCAGCCAUUUUUUUAACCUCACAAAGAAACAGAUUAUCAAAUGUGGAAAAAAAAUAGUCCUAUAAAAGGGAAAUUAAAAACCAAUCUUCCUAUUGAUACAAACCCAAAAUACAAAAAUACUUCAAUGUGUUCAGCUGGUGAGAAAUUUUUGAGUUUAUUGGCCUUACUUGGCUCCAGUAUUUUCUAGCAUUACCUGUCUCUUUGAGGUAGACUUUCCAAUAAACAGUUUAUCUUAAUGUUCAUCUUUCUGCUUCUAGAUCAGUGGAUGAUCACAGACAAUUUGGCUAAGCUCACCAUUUAAAAGUCUUGUAGAUAAAGUUUGAAAUUCUGACCAUCGCUGGACUCGAUCCUGCUCUUAUGAAACACUUUCAGAAGUCUUGUCCAUCAGACCAAUCUACACACAUUAACUGAGAUGUGUAUAAAACAGACUCAAGCAGAUUCCUCCUCUCUGACAUCCAGCUUCAGCAUCGCUAUCACACUGCCUGUCAAGACUCCACAAAGUCACUAACACUCAUUUAUUUGCAAAAACAUCCUUCAGAAAACAAUAUUGCACCUUCUUCCAGUGAGGUAACGCUGACUACAUCAGCGCGUGGACAGAUUUGGCUCUAAAAUCAUCUGUUUGGAAGUGAGUGUGGGUGGAAUAGCAGAUCUUCAUUAUUAGUGUCUUCUUCUUCUUGUUGUUGGUGCAGAGAGAUAAAGAGCAGCUGAAAAGUGAAAAAGGCUGUUUCUGGCAGAGAAGACGACUAAGAGUUGUUGAGCAUUUCAUGAGCGUCGUGAAAGCAGCCUUUUUCAAACACGUGGGCGGCUGCUGAAUGAAUGAAUGAAUGAACCUCAAGUGCAUGUAGAAAACAACAUCCUACCGUAUAUGGCCAUUUCCUGCUUUUCUGGUCGUCAUGGUGAUCUGAUGACUCACCUACAGUACAGUGUAUCUGUAGCUGUGUUGUAUUUAUGUCGAUGAACUAUUGUUGAUAUUGUAAAUUGACUGUUUUUGCUAUGCACAUGCUGUAUGCCCAUCUAUCCUCCAGGUCCUGGUUUAUUUUCAUAUGCAAGAGCGUCAUCAGGAAGUUACACUUUAAUUUAUUAUUUUUGCACAGCUUUUUACCAGCCGACUUUGAUCUUGUAAAAAUGCAACCCUAGCUGCUACUAGUGCAGUAACAGUGUUUCUUGUCUGGAUCAGUUGCAUGUUGGUGCAGUUAAUGUAUGAAAAUGUGCAGCUGGUAGCAUUCCUAUCCCCUCUGGAUAUUUAAGUUUAAAGUUAAUGCAUUUCUGUUAGUCUCAUAGGUUUAUUUAUGGGUUGCUUAAAGGUCCCCUUUUAUAACUGUUUUAUAUAUUUGUUUCUGAGAACUCAUGUUUUGUGAUUUUUCGUUUUGUUCAAUGCUUCUAAAUGGAGGAUUUGUUUUUAAUCUGUACAAAUAUCAUGCUUGAAAGUAAAAACUUCUGACUUA